Podarcis lilfordi (Lilford's wall lizard) is the source of this 58553-nucleotide messenger RNA. The record is from the annotation of a GenBank genome assembly. NCBI's taxonomy places the organism in Eukaryota, Metazoa, Chordata, Lepidosauria, Squamata, Lacertidae.
GAGCCCUUCGGGGCGGUGGCCGCCGGUGAAAAGCCAGCGGUGGGAUGGGCGGGAUCGCGCAGGGAGAGCUGCUGCCCGCCGGAGCCAGCCAGCACCCGGCUGGAUGGUGCCCACCCUGGCCUGGCGGCCGAGAGUUGGCUCGCGAGCCUUGACUUCGCCUCCAUCCAUCUCGAUCCGCAAACGCGCUCUCGCCAGCCGCGCUACGAAGCACCUCCCGGUCGGGCACGCCAUACGGCUCCCGGCUCCUUUCCCCGGCAGGUUGCAGGCCCGAUCCCGACGGCUCCCGCCUCCCGCGGCUCCUCCUCCUUUCGCAACCUCGCGGAGAGCUGCUCCUCCUUGCCGGAGCCGGGGUCGUGCCUGCUGGGCCCAGCCCAGGCGCCGGCGAAGGGCUCUCGGCGCGCUGGAGACGCGCGCAGCGGCGCUCCAAGGCGCGCCGCCACCAGCAGCACCACGCCUCGCCUGCUUGCCGGGCUUUGUCCGGGACUUGCAGGCAGCCGCUGCGUCCGCGGCCCUUCCCCGCCCAGCUCGGGGUGGGAGGACCGGCGGCGGCGGCGGCGAACGCGAAAUGAUCGCCUUGUUGUUGGACUCUGCCGUGCGCCUCGCUGCGCAACGAGGCAGGGGCUGGCACGGGCGGCGGCGAGGAUGACCUUGCAGGGAUGUCGGCGAGGGGCGUGUUUGAGCAUCGUCUCCCUCCGAUCCGGCAGUAGCAGCAGCGUCGUCGGGUGACUUGAGAGUAGGAGAGAGAGAGACAGAAAGAGACAAAAGCGGGAAGGGAGGAGGGAAAGAGGAGGAGGCGGAUUUGCAGUGAUAGGCGGUGCGCAAGGCGAGCGCUGGCCACUUUGCCGAAGUGUCUUGAACGUGGAGAGGAGGAGAGCGCCGGGCUCCGUCCACACGAGCGGCAGCAACACGGGCUCCUGUCCUGCCCCGCACAGCCCGGACCUCUUUGCGCGAGACCGCCGAUCGUCUGAAUCCCGCCGCCCAUCCCCGCGCCUCGGGCCGCAUGCGCUUGAUGUUCGCGGAAUUCCGCUCCAAAGGCAACCCCUUGCCGGACACGGGAGGGGGCCAUGAACGGGCUCUGGCGAUGAACUGCGGCGAGACCAAGGAGAUGGAAGGUAAGGAAGCGGCGGGGGUAGCCGUCACGGGGCGCGCGCCUGGGCAGCUUUGGGUACCUGGCGACCCUCGCCUGUGGCUCUCAGGUGAGCGGGGGAGCUCUUUGUUCCGAGUCCGGCUCGAGGGCUUGGCUGAUGCCCUCCGGGGCUCUUCUAAUCAUCGCAUGCAAGCUGGGACUCCGGAGGGCGUUUGUUCGACCUCCGUGUUAAGUUAGGCGCGCACGGUGUGUGGAUGAGGAACAAGAGCUUCAGAGACUGAGAAAGGGAGGUGAAGGGCUGGGGGUCGCCAGCUAUUCUUCCGUCUUGCGGGUGAGGAUGAAGGAUGAGCAUGCCUGAGGCUCUGAUGCGCGUAGGUGGCUGGGCAGAAAGAGGUGGUGUGGGGCUCGGAAGGUGCCCCGAUGCUUGCGAGUAGCUUCAUGUGCCAGUGUAGGGAGGGAAUGGUUGCACGGACUCUCCCGAGCGCUGGGUUUCUGAAAAGAUGUCAGACCUGGUAGCCGUCCCCUGCUGUCUAGGUAGGUUGCUGUGGCGUCCUCCCAUGCGUGCACGGGGAGCACUCUGCACAGGCUCAGUGUCCCUCUUGACUUCUGAUUCCAAUGUCAGAGGUGAAAAUGAGGCUCUGUGACUUGGCUGCUUUUGUGGUUGGGGGGGGGGGCUGUCCUGGGCAUCUUUAAAGUGAACAAAAUUAAAAACUGGCAUCCCAGGGCACAUUUGCAUGGGAGUCAGCUUCCUUGAGCUGGGGGUGCCUCUGCUCCUGUAUUGACCUGUAUGGGAUGGGAAGUGUCUGAGACUGCCAACUGACAGCAGAUUUAAGGAGAGAGGUUGCCGCUGGGAAUGCUUGUAUCUCAGGCAUAAGGAACACUGUGUUGUGGGGGCUGUUUUAAUCUCUUUAAAUAAAAAAAAAGAUUGUGGGUGUUAAGCCUGCUAAGCCCCAGUCUCUGGCCUGGGUACCCUCAGAUGUUGUGUAGAGGUUAUUCAGUGUGGGAGUGACUGCCAUUCUGCACAUGGUCAGGGGCACUCUUUGCUCUGCAGGUGCUUUUUACAUUCCUGAGUUUUGCCAAAUUGCUGAAAACCAUUCCCAGCCUUUAGAGAGGCUUCGCUUCUAAUUAGACCUUCUGUGGAGUGCUGUGAGUUUUCCAAAGCAGAGUAUAUUCUACCUGUCCAAUGUGAGAGCUGUAAAGUGCGAUAAGAGAGAGAAAGAAUAGCCUUGCAUCCAGUUAGAACAGCUGUGCUGGAUGAGACUGAUAGGAUUUGAAGUCCAAAAUAUCUGGAAGCCUCCUGGUUGUUGGAAGCACAGGGCAACUAAAUACUGUAAUGUUGCAGCUCGUAUGCCAGCCAUGUUUACGAGGGAGUAACUCCCACUGCUUGCAACAGUACUCAUUCACAAGUACGUGCACUGAGCAUUGACAGACAUUUCCUAAACAAGGAGGCUCCCUUUAUACGGAGCGUUGUUCCAUCGGUUAUUUGUCUUUGUUGAUCAGAAGCUGCAGUCCAGGAUUUCAGACAGGAGUUUCUCGCAGCCCUAACUGGAAAUGUCAUUGGGAACUGAACCUGGGACAUUUGGGUGUGAUUCUGCCACUGAGCUAUGGUUCUUUCAAUAAGCCCCACUGAAUUCAGCAGGACUUAAUUCUGAGCACACAUACAUAUUUAGGGACAGAUACCCUUCCUAAACAAAAUUACCCUGGGAGCAAGCCUUGAGGACUCGCAGAUGUGUGUAAACAGCAUUUCCAUGCAAUCUUCCAGACUGAAUAAUUCAGAGUAAAUGUGCACGCGCGGUUCGGAGACUCACAGGGGCAAGAAGGCAGUAGAGGAGCAAUCUCAAGAUCCCCGUAUCCCUCGACAUCCUUUGAUGACCUUGUCAAGCUCUGAGUGGCGAAAGAGUGGUCUCCAUCAAGGUUCUCCCCAACCUCUUUUAAAAGGAGCAAAAUGGGUUUCUGGUCAGCAUUUUGCAACUGUGAGGAAGGAGCCUGGGGUGGUAGUUAUUCCGCAGCGAUGCACGACAACGGCAGUAGUAACGCCAUCACAUUUAUACGGUGCUUUAAAAUGUACAAAGCAGUCCAUGUUCGUUCUGGGCUAGCCCAGCACACUACGCAGAACAGGCAGCUGCUAUAUGUGGGGCAAGAGUUUCGGGCCCUCCAAACUAAUUGGAGAAAGUCCUCUGGGGUGAGAGUGGGGGGGAACCUGUGGCCAUCCAGAUGUUGGGCAGAGGUCAGGGAUGAUGGGACUGUACCCCAAUAUUUUUGACACCUUGUGGGAAGGAUCCAAAGACAUACCAAAAAUCUAGGUUUCCGCAGUUAAAGUGGAUUUAAAGCGCUCUUGUUGCCCUAACAGAGCAAAUUAACUUUAAAAAAGGACUUUUGGUGGAUAGGAAGUUGGCAGGAAAACACACUGCAAAGUGUGUGGGGGGGGGGAAUGAAUGAACAAUUAAGAGGAAGAUGUAGAUAGAUAGAUAGAUAGAUAGAUAGAUCAAGCAAGCAAGCAAGCAAGCCAGCCAGCCCCCUGCAAGCAAAUGGGAAUGAAUGCUCACUAUCGUAUAAACACCCCAUAGGCAGAUAUGAAUGAAUGAGUAAAGCCCACAUAAGAUUUGGGAAAGCAAGUAAAUGGGUUUCCUGGAGGAGGCCAGACAAAAUCUGAAAGACUGCAUGGGCCCCAUAAUAUCCUUCCUGGAGCCUGGACCCUUGCGAUGUCAUGUUGUGGGGUGGUACCAAUGAGCCACCCUCAUUUUCACUUUCUCUCCUUCUGCGCAAGCAAAUGGAACAGAAGUUCCUCCUUUUUGCUCCAUUCACUCCAAUGGAACUGGAAAAAGAGGUCUCAGGAGAAGACAUAAUUGCUGCCCGCCACCACUUUUGCACUGGCAGACAGUGUAUCAUAGUGGUUAGAGCCAAGUUUCAGGCUAGGACCAGGGCAAUCUGGGGUUGACCCCCUAUAUCUGAGACAUGAAACUGAAUGGAAUGACUUGUCCUAGUCAUCCAUCAACCCCGCAGGGUUGUUGUGAGGCUGGAUUGGUGGAUGGGGAACAUACAUGCUGCUUCUAUGUGGGGUUGGACUAGAUGACCCUUGGGAUCCCUUACAGUUCUAUGAUUCUUGGAGGAAGGACAGGAUACCAAUGUAGUGCUUGAGUAAGUUCCGUUGAGCAACUUCCUCGCGAAUAGACAGACAGAGGCUGGUUGUUGUUCGUGAGUGCUUGGCUAGGUUGAGCUUUGAACCCGGGACUUCUUGGGCCCCUCCGGACUGAUGUCUUUCUGUGGAUGUAUCCUCCCAACAUAUCAUUGACACAAUAAUGGUGGAUUAAAGGUAAAGGACCCCUGACAGUUAAGUCCAGUCACAGACGACCCUGGGGUUGCGGCGCUCAUCUCGCUUUACUGGCCGAGGGAGCCGACGUUUGUCCACAGUUUUCCCGGGUCAUGUGGCCAGCAUGACUAAGCUGCUUCUGGCACAACGGAACACCGAAACCAGAGCAGUGCACAGAAACACCGUUUACCUUCCCGCCGGAGUGGUACCUAUUUAUCUACUUGCACUUUUGGGUGUGCUUUCGAACUGCUAGGUUGGCAGGAGCAGGGACCGAGCAAUGGGAGCACGCCCCGUCGCGGGGAUUCGAACCGCCGACCUUCUGAUCGGCAAACCCAAGAGGCUCAGUGGUUUAGACCACAUCGCCACCCACGUCCCUUCAAUGGCUCAUUAGCUGUGGAUUUAUACUUGACCACCCACAUGCCCUUCUGCUUUAUUAGUUCUGCAACACUUCUUACCGCAUAAUUGCUGGAAACAAAGCCGUAUGUCUACCCUGGAACCAUUGCAGGUGCAGAGGGCAUUGAAAGCAGGUUUACUUAUAACAGCCCAGAUAGCAUCACAAGUGGAAAUCAUCAGGAACGCAGAAGGAAAGGGAUCUCUGCAGGGACCCUUUAUUCCCUUACAGUUCAAGCCAUGCAGCCAUGAUGUUUGAGGCUGCUCUCCUGUACAAAGCAUGUAGCGCUAAGGUCGUUCGAUCCCGGAGUGCUUCACGUACAAUAUCUCAACUGUCAUAGAAUUGUAGAGCUGGAAGGGACCCUGGGGAUCAUCUAGUCCAACCCUCUGCAGUGCAGGAAUAUGCAGCUGCCCCAUACGGGGAUCGAACCUGCAACCUUGGGGUUGUCAGCACCACGCUCUGACCAACUGUGUGUCAGCAUCGCCCUUGAGCCAGUGCCACCAACUGGACUCAUCCACUCAGCCCCGACUGGGCUAGGCGAGCUGGGUAGCACUUCCAGAGACCACCUUCUGCACAGGAACAGGUCAAAGUGCUGUGGACUCACAGCUUAGAGUUGUGAGCACCGGAUUCACUCCCACAAGAAGACAGUCGUCGCACAGCAGAGUACAGCAGAGUCUAGCAGAGCAUAUAAACAACUCAGAGAGCAGCUCUGUAGAAUAUCUUCUUUAUUCUAUCUACAACUAUACAAACUAUAUACAGAGCUUAAUAGGUCUAAGCAUAAAUAAAUGCUGCACUGCACUGAGUGUCUGCAGCUGCUCUUAGCAGCAACUACACACGAUCUCUAACACUCAGUCUCUCUCUCUCUCCGACACUGACUGACUGACUGACUUGGUGCUGGAGCAGAAUAAGUAGAGAGCAGAACACGCCUCCUCCUCUCUGGAGAAUCAGCAGACUCCUCAGGAGAUUCUUGGAUAUGGGAGGGGUGAAAUCUCCUCAUUGUGCUUUCCAGGCAUCAGCCCUCACGACAGUCUUGCAAGGAAAGGAUAGUUCCGUUAACAAAGCAUGAGGCUCUUAAUCUCAGGGUCGCGGGUUUGAGCCCUACAUUGGGCAAAAGAUUUCUGCAUUGCAGGGGGUUGGACUAGAUGACCCUGAGGGAACCCAUUCCAACUCUACGAUUCUAAAACAUAUUGCUGGUGGUUCAUGUAAGGCAGAGGAAUGGUGAUGGCCCUAGGUACCCUGAGACAAGUGGGGCACCUGUGUGAAGGGAUCCUGCUGUAACGAACGAAAGCAACACAUCCGCACCAAACCAAUAUAAAUUCCCCUUUCCCCAAAUCAAGUCACUAGUCCAUUUGAUCUGUGAGCCACUUUGGUUUGCUUCUGGGCCGGAUGUGUUGGCAGCCGCCCCAGUUGUUUAAACAGCGGUGUGCCCUACUCACAGCACUGAAGAGGGGGACGACGGCCCCAGUUUGUUACAGGUGCUGGGGAUUGUAGCUCUCAAAUUCUGGGAAUUAUAGUUCACCACACACAGAGCUCUAAUUCCCAGCACCCUUAACAAACUAAAGCUCCCAGGAUUAUUUGGGGGAGCUUUAUAUGGACAGUUAUGCAUGCAGCCAUAGUUUAGCGAUCUAACCAUUGUGACACGCUGUCUCUCUAACAUGGAAGGGGGGGCUGGGGAAGCAGGUCGGGGAAGUAACAAGUUUGGCCAGCCCCUGCCAUCAAACAAUUGCAGCUGUUUUGCUGCAAGUGCUGAAAGCUCUGGCUAUUUCCGAUGUCCUUGCAUCACAUCCUUGCUGUGGUUUGUGCUUAGCAGCCCAUCCUAGCCUUAAAGGCUGAGGCAGGACAGCCAGCCCCGUGACUCAACUCAGUAUUAUUCCCAUUUUACAGAUAAGGAACCGAGACUGUGAGAAAGUGACUCACCCAUGCCUCCUAGUGAGAUUGCAUCUCGCCAGAGAUAUUGUGAACUCCAAGAUGCUGCUGUAAGAUUUGGACCUGGCUGCUAGCCCAGCUGGCUUUUAAAAAAGGCAAGGAUUAUGUCAAAUUCAUUGCAACUAAAAAUAUUAUGAGCAAGUUCAGGCCUGAUAGAAGCUGCAUUAUCUUUUCUGGCAGCUUCUACUCCCAGAUAUGUGGGAGCCGGUUCUGAUUACUUGCUGAAACGCACUUUGCACAUGCUCGUAUUUUCUUUUUAUUACUCGCAUAUUCCAUAGCCAAACCCCAGAACAGUAAGUUCUUGGGCUUAGCAUUGGCUCAAGUGCAGCCCCGGCAAAAAAAAAGCCCAUUGAUAAAACGCCCCCAUCGUGUUUUACAAUGUAACAGUAAUUUGAGUGUCUUACCCCUCAAAAAAGGAAAGAAAGAAAGGUUGUCAUAAUAGUUACGCAGAGGAGACUGACGCCGGGAGCUGGCAAAGCAAGAUGUCGCGGUUGCAAAGUUGUUUCUUUCAGACGGGAAGGUGAAGAAAGGGGUCAAGUUGUCCUUUCUGAUCACACCUCUGGGCUCAGUAGGCAAACACAGCCCAAUUGUUCUCUUUGCAAAAAAUAAAAUACAAAAAAUAAUAGAGACCUCAGCCGGGAACGAAGGAGAUCUCCACAGGGCAUGUAAGAAUAGUCUGAGCACCUGCAGGCGUUAAGUGGUCUCUCUUAGAUGCCGGGUUGGGGUGAAAAUGAAAGGGUUUCUUCUCCUGCCUCGUUUCCAGUUGAUCUGAAUGGCCGCUGGAGAGCAUUUAUUCCUCUCCUCCCCCACCCAGAUCCUCAACACAUUAAUAUAAAGGACUUGUCACCUGCAAAAGAAGCCUAACAAAUUCAUCGUGUGGUUUCCCUCUCCUCCAAAACCUCCUCACUGGUCUUUCUCUGCUGUGUAUGCAAAUUCCUUGGGAGAUAUUCCAAACCACACAGAUCAAUCCAGUUCGUAGUGUUAGUUCAUUGAAUGUUUUAAAAAUCAGGGGAGGGGCUUUGGAUUGCGGGGUGCAAAAGCCUUCCUUAUCGAGUGAACCCACGGAAGUAAGCUGCUUCUCUCUCAUCCCUCUCUUGCUUGGUAUUAUUAUUAUUAUUAUUACUAUUAAUCUCCCUCCCAAACUCUGUCCUUCCACUUCCUUUGAUUCUCUCUGGGUGAUGUUAUCAAUCUGUUUUCUGUUCCUUCUAAGAACUUCUAAGAACACAAGAAGAACUCUACUGAAUCAGCAUCCUAUUCUCACAGUGACCAAACACAGGCUCCAGCAAGCAGGAUUCGAACACAGGAGCCGCAUUCUCCCUUCCUGUGGUUUCCAGCCACUGGCAUUCAGAAGCAUUAGUGCCUCUGACCCAGUGGAGGAAGAGUAUCAUCCUCAUCAUCAUUUUAUUUGUAUGCUGCCUUUCCAUAGUUAAAACUGUGCUCAAGGCGGCUUGCAACAUGGCAAGAUUUACAUAAUUACCAACGUAACAAAAGUCAUAAGCAAUAAAUAAAACACAUCAAAAGGUACACAACCGGGAUGUGGGUGGCGCUGUGGGUUAAACCACAGAGCUUAGGACUUGCCGAUCAGAAGGUCGGCGGUUCGAAUCCCCGCGGCGGGGUGAGCUCCCGUUGCUCGGUCCCAGCUCCUGCCAACCUAGCAGUUCGAAAGCACGUCAAAGUACAAGUAGAUAAAUAGGUACCCCUCGGUGGGAAGGUAAACAGUGUUUCCGUGUGCUGCUCUGGUUCGCCAGAAGCGGCUUAGUCAUGCUGGCCACAUGACCCGGAAGCUGUACGCCGGGGCUCCCUCGGCCAAUAAAGCGAGAUGAGUGCCACAACCCCAGAGUCGGUCACGACUGGACCUAAUGGUCAGGGGUCCCUUUACAUACAUAUAUAUAUAUAUAUAUAUAUAUAUGUACACAACCAAAUGGAAAACAAUUUCCAUAUAAAUCAUAAAAUCUAAAACUAAGAAUACAACAUGAAUAUCAAUAACAAUUUAAAAUGACAUAGAUAAAGAAAUUGAUAAAAAUAAAAGCAAUAUUUAAAAAAGGAGCCCUCUCUGUCGAGCAGCAGUAGUCCUUUAUGGGGCCUGUUGGGCCCUGCUCCAAGCCAAGUGGAGAGAAGCAGGGCAUGACCCUUCGGCUCCCAGCAGGUCAGUCCUGGGGCUGGUAGCAAUUGAUAGCCUUCUCCUCCAUGAAUUUGUCCAAUCCUCUUUUAAAGCCAUCCAAGUUAGUGGCCAUCACUGCUUCCAGUGGAAGUGAGUUCCAUAGUUAAACUCUGCACUGCAUGAAAAAGUACUUUUAUCUGGCCCUUCACAUCUCUCUCUGUGGCCCUCCAGACUCUCCACAGGCCACGCCCCCAUCCUCGAGCACUUCUGAUUGGCUGGGAUGCAUCCUUGAACUGUGAUAGUAAUGCCUCUUGCUCACCUGGAAGGAGGGUGGAGAGAUGUAUCGGUUGUGGGGAGGGGGAGGCUUGUAAAAUCAUGUGAAUUUUUGCAUAGGUGUUGUACAUAGGUAAAAAAAAAGGUAUAUCCCUUGCUCUGCCCCUUUUUUGCACCUUGCCCUGACCAACACUGUGUUGUGGCCCCCGGAAGGGAAUAUGGCCCAGAAAAGUUCCCCGUCCCUACUUCACAACUGGCCUGAGCUGCAGAAAGGAAAAGCUUUUAUCGCUGCAUCUGAAGCUGUCUUUCUGCAGGAGGAAAGAGACACUUGUUAAAUUUGCCAAUUAAGAAUCCGCAGGAUGCAGCAAGGUCAAAGGAUCACAAGUUGUGUGAGUAAAUGGAUUUUCCGUAAAGGCACUCAAGGCUGAGUUUGUUUGCUCCUAAAAUUUUGUGCCACCUUUGGGGGCACAGCCCACCUUAGGCGACUCGUGUUGCCGUGAAAACAAAAAACACAAUGGUCUCAAAUAAGCAAAGCUAACCAAGGCCUUAAGGUCCGUAUAGUUCAAGCUAUGGUUUUCCCAGUAGUGAUGUAUGGAAGUGAGAGCUGGACCAUAAAGAAGGUUGAUUGCCGAAGAAUGGAUGCUUUUGAAUUAUGGUGCUGGAGGAGACUCUUGAGAGUCCCAUGGACUGCAAGAAGAUCAAACCUAUCCAUUCUGAAGGAAAUCAGCCCUGAGUGCUCACUGGAAGGACAGAUCCUGAAGCUGAGGCUCCAAGACCUUGGCCACCUCAUGAGAAGAGAAGACUCCCUGGAAAAGACCCUGAUGUUGGGAAAGAUGGAGGGCACAAGGAGAAGGGGACGGCAGAGGACGAGAUGGUUGGACAGUGUUCUCGAAGCUACCAGCAUGGGUUUGACCAAAGUGUGGGAGGCAGUGGAAGACAGGAGUGCCUGGCGUGCUCUGGUCCACGGGGUCACGAAGAGUCGGACACGACUAAACGACUAAACAACAACAACGACAACAAUAAACCCAAGGCCUUAACAAGGAUUAAGAAGCCCUGUUUUUUUCAGUCUGCAUGUGGUGGUGACUUUCUCUGUGUGUGCUUGCAAGUACGGUGACUGCUCCAUCGUUCUUCUUAGAUCCUGGCAUUCCACCUGGAAGGGGGAGCAGGAAAGAUUGGCACCGACACAGGAAAAAGGCUCUGUCUUCCUUGGAGAAAUAAACAACAGUGACUCAAAGUUAAUUUUUAAAAAGGAUCGUAGUCAGCAUCUAAAACUAGAAAUGGUUCCGUGGUCUGCUGCCGUCGCUUUCAGCAAUAUUCACGUGGUCCAGUGCAGAGUUGGGAGAGAAUUUUGGAGGCACUGCCCUAGCUGGCUAGUUUUCUAUGUAUCGGGAAUAUUUAUACAUAUAUGUGUGUAUUGCAUCAAAGGAGCAUUCAUUCAUUUGCCUGGACAGUCUGAAGUGCAGAUCCGUCAGUGAGGACUAGCCCUAAGAUCCAAGCUAUAUAAUAAUAAUAGUAAUAAUAAUAAUAUAAAAAUAAAAAUAAAUUUAUUUAUACCUCACCUUCCGUGGCCAGAGCUGGGCUCAGGGCAGCUAACACCAAUAAAAUCACAGUAAAAACAUAAUAAGGGGGGGAAGAGGGGGAGGGAAAACCAAUUUAAAAUACAGGUUAAAAUGCAAUUUAAAAUGCAGCCUCAUUUUAAAAUAGCCGAUAAAUCAAGACCAUAAGGGGAGGGAAACAUAAGGGUCAGACUAAGUCCAAACCAAAGGCCAGGUGGAACAGCUCUGUCUUGCAGGCCCUGCGGAAAGAUGUCAAGUCCCGCAGGGCCCUAGUCUCUUGUGACAGAGCGUUCCACCAGAUCGGGGCCAGUGCUGAAAAGGCCCUGGCCCUAGUUGAGACCAAUCUAACCACUUUGUGACCUGGGACCUCCAAAAUGUUGUCAUUUGUGGACCUUAAGGUCCUCCGCGGGGCACACCAGGAGAGGCGGUCCUGUAGGUAUGUGGGUCCUAGCCGCCUUAAUUUGUUUACUUCAGUUCUGAAUUAUUUCCCAUGAGGCAUCCCGAAACGAUUUACAAUAUAACAACACACACACACACACAAAGUUGCAUAUGUAAAAGCAUCUUUUAAUGGAAUCCUAGAAGGGACCCCUUGGGUCAUCUAGUCCAACCCCCUGCAAUGCAGGAAUCGUUUGCCCAAUGUGGGGCUCAACCCUGCUCUAUCAUAUGAAUAAGAAAGAAAACAUUUUGACAACAACAGCACAUACAUAAAAUCACUUAAAAUCCACGACAGAUGCCAAGCUUGUUGUGCAAGAGGAGCAUCUUCAGCAGGCGCACCGAACUGCCUUGCUCUCUUGCGCCCGCGCUGCGCUUGUGGGAGUCCCAGAGGCAUCCGGCCAUCAUCCUCUGUGGGAGACAGAUUGCUGGACCAGAUGGGUCUUUGGUCUGAUCCAGGAGAGCCCUUACGAAUGCUGUAGCUCCCGUCUCCUUCCGCAUCAUGUGAGACUUAAGACAGGGAUCUUCUCCUGUGCUCCUUGUAUUUAUCGUGUUUUUAAUAUUCUAUUGUGAACAACCCAGACUGGAUGGGGAAACCCAGCCAGAUAGGUGGGAUAUAAAUAAUGUUUUUUAAAAAAUUAUUAUUAUUAUUAUUAUUAUUACAGUCAUAGCUCAUGUUACGUUUGCUUCAUGUUACAUUUCUUCAAGUUGCGUCCCACAGCGACCCGGAAGUACCGGAAAGGGUUACUUCCGGGUUUCACCACUCGCGCAUGUGCAGACGCGCAAAAUGAUGUCACACGCGUGCGCAGAAGUGGCGAAUCACAACCCGCGCAUGCGCAGACGCGCCGCUGCGGCUUGCGUUCCUUUCAUGUUGCGAACGGGCCUCCAGAAUGGAUCCCGUUCGCAACCAGAGGUACCACUGUAUUAUUACUACUACUCCUAUGGCAAGAUCAGCCUGAGAAUUUUCUGGACCACAUAGGAUUACGAAUAUCCUGACGUUUCUAUCCCGCUUUCCCCCCAAGGAACUCAAUGUGGCAUGCGUGGUUCUCCCUCUCUCCAUUUCAUCAUCACAGAAACCCUGUGAUAUAUUUGAUGUGGAGACAGUGGCUGGCGAGGUCCUGUGAGGUUCAUGGCCACGUGGGAAUUUAAAUCCUUGUCUCCUGGGUCUUAGUCCCACAGUCUAACCACAACGCCAGUGUCUCUGUAAAAACCUAGUCUCUGAAGCUGCUUCUUGCAUCUCAAGCAAGACAAUGAAUUAAACUUCCGCUGUGGGUUAAACAACAGAGCCUAAGACUUGCCGAUCAGAAGGUCGGCGGUUCGAAUCCCCACAACGGGGUGAGCUCCUGUUGCUCGGUCCCUGUCCUGCCAACCUAGCAGUUUGAAAGCACGUCAAAGUGCAAGUAGACAAAUAGGUACCACUCCAGCGGGAAGGUAAACGACGUUUCCGUGCGCUGCUCUGGUUCGCCAGAAGCGGCUUAGUCAUGCUGGCCACAUGACCCAGAAGCUGUAUGCCGGCUCCCUUGGCCAAUAAAGCGAGAUGAGCGCCGCAACCCCAGAGUCGGCUAUGACUGGACCUAAUGGUCAGUGGUCCCUUUACCUUUACCUUUCCCCCCUACCUCCCAGACUCCUGAGGAAACUCGAGGGAUGCUGUGCACUAAACCAAAAAGUAUACACCGUAAUUACACUUGCACAGUAAACAUCACGUCCGGUUUGACUCUUAAGAACCCAACAGUCUCUCCUUUGGAAGGGAAGCUGCUCUGCUAAUGAUGCUCCGAGUUUGUUACCUCUCACGGAAGAGGGAUUAAAACCAAUAUGUUCAGCCGAAGAAAAGAAGUCAGACCACAGCGAGCGUUCCUUCCCGCCUGGUUCUCUGAUCAAGUACAGCUAGUACAUAAAAAGCUGCGGUGGGAAGGCGCUGGAUCCAUGUGAUUGAUUCUCCUUUCCAAAGGAAUCCCAGGGGACUCUUGAUUUUCUUUGUUGCCUGUUACUGAAGUACAUGCACCUAGCUUGUCGUUCCUGACCACAAAUCCAUUUCCCUGCCUGGAGAUAAAUAGCUCAUAGGAUCCGGAGGCUAACUGGCCUAUUUCCGAAGCACUUUAAUGUGAUAUGUUGUGUGGGUUGCACUCAGCAAGGAAGUAUGUGUCUCAGCUUUGCGAGCUGACCCAAUCCUAUGUUUGUUUACUCAAGAACUGCUUCCCUCCAGAUGAACUGACCUGAACUGAUCAUCACCUGAGGCCCUUCUUCACGUGCCUCCUCCAUGAGCGUGUCGUAGGGCCUUUUCUGUGGUGGCUCCCCACUUGUGGGAUGCCCUUCCCCAGGGAGGGAAGCCUGGCACCUUUCUUGCAUAUCUUUAGGUGCGAGAUGAAAACAUUUCUCUAUAACCAGGACUAUCCUACUUUUAGAAGACAUCUGAAGGCAGCCCUAUUUAGGGAAGUUUUUAAUGUUUAAUGCUAUAUUGUGUUUUUAAUAUUCGAUUGGGAGCUGCCCAGAGUGGCUGGGGAAACCCAGCCAGAUGGGUGGAGUAUAAAUAAUAAAUUAUUAUUAUUAUUAUUAUUAUUAUUUAUAUUUAUAUUUAUAUUUAACUAACAUUUCAUGGCCUUUUAAAUGUGCUUGUGGGAGGGUUUUAUUUAUUUUUGUGUAAUUGUGUACUUUGUGUUCUCAUUUUAUAUUUUUAUAUUGUGAAGCACCCUCUGAUCUUUGGAUGAAGGGCGGUAUAUAAUAAUGAUCUUUGGAUGAAGGGCGGUAAUAAAUAAUAAUGUAAUACUGAAAAGUAAUUCUCUGUCUCUCUCACACCAAUGCUGUGGACUUCGUUCCUCCCCAAUCAGGUGCCUUCCAGAUGUUUGGGGAAGCAACUGCCGUCAGCCCCAGCCAUGAGACAUCUGGAUGGCACCAGGUUGCGGAAGACUGGUCCAAUGGUUUGAUUGCUGGACUAGAACCAGAGAGACCGGGGUUCGAAUCCCCAGUCGAGAAGCCCACCUCUCAGCCGAACCUGCCUAACAGGGUGGUUGAGAGGAGGCAGGAGAGAAGAAUAAUGAAAGUCGCAACAGGGAACCAAGUGCUGCUCAGUGAGAAAGCAGGAAGUGCAGGGCUUUCAGCAGAUGACUGUAGCAGCUGGCAGAUCCUGGAGCUUCCACAGUCACUCAGAGGCUUCUCAUUGCUCUCUGCUCCUGUGGUUUCCAGCAACAGGUAUUUAGAAGAAUUUUACGGCCACCAAUUGUGGAGGCAGAGCAAGCACGUGUGCUGCUUGGAUUUCUUCAGCAGCUGCAUCGCAGCAAGAUAUUCAACAGGCGUAGCUUGCUCCUUCACUCCAUGUUGCAAAAAGCUGCAUCCAUUGAGUGUAUUAUUCAGUGCUGUGCCUCUGUCGGGGCGGUACAGUCAUGCCUCUUGUUACGUUAUCUUCAGGUUACAUACGUCUUUUCAGGUUGUGUCCUGCGGCAACCUGGAAGUACCGGAAAGGGUUACUUCUGGGUUUCACUGCUCGCACAUGUGCAGACAUGCAAAAUGACGUCACACGCAUGCACAGAAGUGGCGAAUCGCGACCCACGCGUGCGCAGACGCGGGUUGUGUUCUCUUCAGGUUGCGAACGGGGCUCCGGAAUGGAUCCCGUUCGCAACCAGAGGUACCACUGUAUACCUUUUAACGUGUCCUGGCCAAAAACCAGGACACGCAUCUUCUGGGUUAGUGACCCGCAUGAGAUCACAGCCGCUAAAAAGGGGUGCUUUGGGGGGGGUGAGAUCACUUGAGAUCCUGGCGCCCAAAUUAGCUGCCAUUCUCUUGCAUGAAAAAUAGGGGAUGUCCUGGUUUUCCCAGGGCAUUUGUGGGGUAUGGGGUGGUGUGGAGAUGCAAUCCUUGAGGGCAGGGGAAACUUUCCUUUUCAAUAUACCCUCAUCUCUCCCCUCCUCCUCCUCCUCCGUGGGGCUUGGCAAAUUAAAUAACUUUCCUUCACAGGAGCAGUGAAAUUGAGUGUUUAUGAAGCCAUCUUGGAAGCUUUGACCUGAACGCAUUUGCAGAAGUGCUGAGUGGUGUUCUGGUAAUAAAGGGGCUAAUAAAUCAAAGAGAGAUGUUCAAAGGCAUUGUUUUCGUUGUUUCCCACCAACACCUCUAGUUGCUUAAUUUAUUUUUUUUGUAGAAAACAACUGGAGAGCAGCAGCGAUAGAGGCUGCGCUAUUGUUUGCUGAAGGUGAGAGGGGGAGCGUUGUUGUUUUAAUUUUAUGGUUCGGAAGUGGUGUUGAUUGUGUUGAAAAUUAGGCGUGGUGGAAAAUGCCAGCUGUGGCAAAAGUGACAGCUUGGCAAAGUGGGUGCCAAAAUGUACAUCAGGGCCAGGAAAUCACAGAAAGGAAAGCAAUGUGGGGGCUGGAGCUCUUUCAUUUUGCAGUUGAGAAGAGACUGGCUCACCUCUUCCUGCCCUUUUCAGCUGUUCUAAGGGCCUAAGUCAUGAGUAGGCAAGCUAAGGCCCUGGGGCCGGAUCUGGCCCAAUCGCCUUCUAAAUCCGGCCCGCAGACGGUCUGGGAAUCAGCGUGUUUUUACAUGAGUAGAAUGUGUCCUUUUAUUUAAAAUGCAUCUCUGGGUUAUGUGUGGGGCAUAGGAAUUCAUCCCCCCCCCAAAAAAAUAUAGUCUGGCCCCCCACAAGGUCUGAGGGACAGUGGACCAGCCCCCUGCUGAAACAGUUUGCUGACCCCUGGCCUAAGCCAAUAGGUAAAUAAAGGUGGCUUCUGUAUUUAGCAUGCAGGGUAAGGUGGCUCUUUAACGACGUGCAUAAGAACAUAAGAAGAGCCCAUCUAGUCCAGCAUCUUGUUCUUACAGUGGCCGACCACAUGCCCAUGGAAAACCCAUAAGUAGGAUUGACGCACAAGAGCAACUCUCCCCUCCGGUGUUUUCCAGCAACUGAUACUCAGAAACAGUGCGGCCUCCGACCGUGCAGGCACAAGUAAAGCCAUUGUGGCUAGUAGCCCCUGAGAACCCUCUCCUGUAGGAAUUUGCCUGAUCCUCUUUUAAAAUCUAGGUUGGUGGCCAUUCACUGUCUCCAGUAGCAAUGAGUUCCAUAGUUUAAUUACAUGUGUGAUGCAAGCAGCAUAAACUGGAGUGGGAGUUAUCAGCGUCAGAACAGGCAUGCAGGAUUAACCUUUUCCUGUGAUGCUGUGGUCCUGAAGGAGCCAAUCAUAGAAUUGUCGAGUUGGAAGGGACCCCGAGAGUCAUCUAGUCCAACCCCUUGCAAUGCAGGAAUCUCAACUCAAGCAUCCAUGAUAGAUGGGCAUCCAACCUCUGCUUAAAAACCUCCAAGGAAGGAGAGCCCACCACCUCCCGUUGGAGUCUGUUCCAUUGUCAAACAGCUCUUAUUGUCAGAAAGUUCUUCCCAAUGAUUAGUCGGAAUCUCCUUUCUUGUAACUUAUGAACUGUUUGUAACCACCUCUGAAGCUAAAAUUUGCUGUGCAUAGAGGGGGAAUCCCAGUUAGUGUCUAAGGCAGAUUUCCUCCCAGUGCAAAGAGUCAAUUCGGUUGAGUGGACCACAACCCCCAGCAAGGGGAAGGAAGGAGGGAAUUCUGCCUCUCACUUGGACUAUUGCAAUGCGCUCUAUGUGGAGCUACCUUUGAAGGUGACCCGGAAACUACAACUAAUCCAGAAUGCGGCAGCUAGACUGGGGACUGGGAGCGGCCGCCGGGACCACAUUAUACCGGUCUUGAAAGACCUACAUUGGCUCCCAGAACGUUUCCGAGCACAAUUUAAAGCUGUAAACAGCCCCAGCCUGGUAUACCUGAAGGAGCGUCUCCACCCCCAUCGUUCAGCCCGGACACUGAGGUCCAGCACCGAGGGCCUUCUGGCGGGUCCCUCACUGCAAAAAGCCAAGUUACAGGGAACCAGGCAGAGGGCCUUCUCGGUGGUGGCGCCCGCUCUGUGGAACACCCUUCCAUUGGAUGUCAAGGAAAUAAACAACUACCAGACUUUUAGAAGACAUCUGAAGGCAGCCCUGUUUAGGGAAGCUUUUAAUGUUUGAUGCAUUACUGUAUUUUAAUAUUUUGUUGAAAGCCACCCAGAGUGGCUGGGGAAGCCCAGCCAGAUGGCCGGGGUAUAAAUAAUAAAUUAUUAUUAUUAUUAUUAUUAUUAUUAUUUAUUGUUAUCUACACCUGCUAAGGAUUCUGAUGGUUAUCAGCCAGCCAGAGACACCCCCCUUAUUUACUAUUUACAUUUUUUAAAAGGUUAAAUGCAAAGAAUUUGGCUUCAAGUGGAUACAGUGAACCUGUGGGGGAGAUGGCGAGGUCCAGUCUCAAGCUGUGCACCAUUGGGUCAAUUUUCACCCAUCAGCUACGCUGGCAGGGGCUGAUGGGAGUUCUGGUCCAUCAAUAUUUAGAGGGUACCAUGUUGGCUGCCCCUUCAUUAGAAUGUCUGCAGAGAAUCCCUCCCACACAUAUGGGGCAGAACCUGCCAUUGCAAAGCUGAUUUCCCCCUUCCCCUGAGUUUAUCGUAUUUGUUAUUUAAACAUGUCUAUGCUGCGUUUCAGGGCAAAAACCCUCCCGAGAUUGUCAUGCACGUAUAAAUAAAACGUAAAAUGCAAAACUGAAACCUCUUCUUCCAAUAAAACUCAGCUGUUAAAAUGGCAGUUUAAAAUCAUUUCACGGCACAACACUCAUAUAACACCAAUUAAGGCAAUCUAGAGGAAACCAUUUUAAAAGCCGGAGAGGUAUAAACCAUGAAAUCGUCAAAAAUUGCACCCACUUACAGCAUCUCAAAAGACACUUCUCUGCGGUGUCAGGGUGCUAACUCCCCCUCCCCUUUUCCUCUGUCACGCAGUUUGGUGUUAGGUUGCCAGCUCAGAUCCAGACCCCAAAAUGGCUCUUGGAGCAUAGCUUGGAAAAGAAGAAUUUUAUUAUUUAUACCCUGCCCAUCUGGGUGGGUUUCCCCAGCCACUCUGGGCAUAAAACUGUUCAUUAUUGUUAUUAUUAUUCUAUAGAAUACAGAGCUCACAGAACCAAAGAACUGCAGAGUUGGGACUCCCAAGGUUCAUCUAGACUGACCCCUUGCAAUGCAGGAAUGAUGACUAAAGAAUCCCCGACAGGUGGUUAUCUGACCUCUGUUUAAGAACCUCCAGCGAAGGAGUGGCCUUCCGAGUUGCAUGGAACAAUUCUCAUGUAUCUAAACGUAACUGAUCGAUCAAUUAAUUACUUAAACAAAUGGUGAUAAAUCAACCCCCCAAAGCGUUUUUGCAGCCGGGCCCAGUAUCAGGACCCAGCACCUGUGAGUCACUGUCAGUCACUGGCCCAGCAGGGCAGGCUGGAGCCAGACAUCUGGGUCUGCAAACCACUGUUUAGAUUUCCCACCAUCCCCCAAAAUUAUCAGGGACGUUGCUGGGAAUUUUAAGGGUCACAUUCUGCUGUGACCAGGUGAGCUCAUUACUUUGGCAGGUAGAGGGGCACGCCAGUAUAAAUGGGGUGCAUUAGAAGCCCUUUGCUGUCCAAACCUGGAGCCAGCCUCGUUUGCAGCCUUUCACAUUAGGUACGUUGCAAAAUAAUCAAAUGAAUCUGGAAGCAAAUUUGCCCAGGUGUAUUCCCCCCCACCCCCGGAUUUCUUCCUACAUUUCUGCUGGUGUGACGAAGUCUUUGGCUGUGUCCAGACAGCACUUUAUUCUUUGAGAUUUGCUCGCCUAUAAUUUCCAAACUUUAUACAAUCUUUCACAUGACAUGAAGGCCUCUUCUGGAAAUCGAGCUUACGGUUUAAUGCUCAUCUCUGUGAUCAUUGCUUCCAGAAAAAAUCCAUUCGCAACCUCACGAACCUGGAGUUUUGUGCUGCAAUUUCCUCACUGUUUCCAUUUAUUCAGUUAUCACAGUUACAUCACAACUUUCCACCCGGGAGUUUGAGGCUCCCCAUUUUAUCCUCACAACAGCCCUGUGAGGUAGGUUAGGCUGUGACCAGCCCAAGGUCACCCAGUAAGCUUCAUGGCUGAGGCAGGAUUUGAACCCUGGUCUUCCAGGUCCCAGUCUGAUGCUCUAACCCAGCCUUUCUCAACCUGUGGGUCCCCAGAUGUUGUUGAACUACAACUCCCAUCACCCCUAGCUAGCAAGGCCAGAGCUCAUGAAUGAUGGGAGUUGUAGUCCAACAACAUCUGGGGACCCACAGGUUGAGAACCACUGAAGUCUAACUCAUGGGUAGGCAAACUAAGGCCCAGGGGCUGGAUCCGGCCCAAUUGCCUUCUAAAUCUGGCCCACGGACGGUCUGGGAAUCUGCGUGUUUUUACAUGAGUAGAAUGUGUCCUUUUAUUUAAAAUGCAUCUCUGGGUUAUUUGUGGGGCAUGGGAAUUCAUUUAUUGCCCCCCCCAAUAUAGUCCGGCCCCCCACAAGGUCUGAGGGACAGUGGACCGGCCCCCUGCUGAAAAAGUUUGCUGACCACUGUACCACACUGUGGCUCUCUUUCAUGGAUCAUGCCAUGCGACGAAUUUUGGGGUGGUAUGGAUCAGGGAGGGACGCGGGUGGCAUUGUGGUCUAAAUCACAGAGCCUAGGGCUUGCCGAUCAGAAGGUCGGCAGUUCGAAUCCCCACGACGGGGUGAGCUCCCAUUGCUCGGUCCCUUCUCCUGUCAACCUAACAGUUCGAAAGCACAUCAAAGUGCAAGUAGAUAAAUAGGUACCACUCCGGCGGGAAGGUAAACAGCGUUUCUUUGCCCUGCUUUGGUUCACCAGAAGCGGCUUGGUCAUGCUCGCCACAUGACCCGGAAGCUGUACGCCGGCUCCCUCGGCCAAUAAAGCGAGAUGAGCGCCGCAACUCCAGAGAGGGCCACGACUGGACCUAAUGGUCAGGGGUCCCUUUACCUUACCGCUGUGUCACUCUGUGCCUACUGGUACGAAUGAAAUUUCAUGCAGUGUGGAGGUAUAUCUGCCGGAGAGCCAUCGUUCCACAGCAUAAUGGGCAAUGCAGCAUAAAAGGAACAUCAGAAACCAGGGCAGAGGUGCUAGUAUUAUAACCAGGAAAGCGAAGGCAACCAGCCCCACAUCUGAAUGCAACCUCGGAGCCUCCAAUCGGAGAGCCGUGUCACGCAGGCAGUAAUGAAUGUGUCUGCAAGGGUCAUUCAGCCUUGCUCAUCUGGGUGUAUGAAAGACCCUGGAAAUCCCCACUUGACAUGGGAUUAAGAGGGGCUGAGCUGCGGAAGUGGGCAGCAGAUUUAGAAGUCUGGUGGCGUUUGUGGAUUAAGCUGUUUUCCAGCCCUUUGCAUUCUGCCUCGUUUUGCAUGGCCCGCCUUGAGAGUGAAUGAAACCAGCGAGGGGCUGGGGGAGAAAGGGAUUAUCGGAUGGGGCGGACAAUGAGGCAGGAGGAAGGGGGAGGCUCCCCUAGCCAGCGGGAGAGUGUUGUGUGUGCACGCAAAGGAUGCCAAGCUCUUAAUCCUCCUCUUUUAAUUACAAGGCCCAGAUAGGUAGCUUCCAGGAACUGGGGGCACGAGAAAGAAGCAGGGGACAGACUGCGGUUUGUGCGAAACGACGGAAGAAGCAGUCGGAGGGAAUUGUUUGAGGCGUUGUGAAGAAGGGGAAAAGAAAUGAAAGCGAGCAGAUCCUUCAAAGAAGGCACUAUGCGUUCUCUCACAUUUCGCCAUCUUUCCUUUAUCCCUCUUUCCCUCAAGAUUUCCGACCUACCAGCAUCUCAGCAGCCCCAACCGAUCAACGUCUGAGUGGCCCAAGAGUGUGUUGUGCUAACAGAACCAUAGCCUAAACAGCGAGCAAAUUCCAGAUUCUGCAAGCUCCAACUAGAACUUACUAGCAGAGCACGCAGCAAUAUGAAAGUAUUUUGCAGAAACAAAAAUAAUAUUAAUAAUAUUUUUAAAUGGGUAGUGUAAUUUGUGAGCUUGGACCAUGCCAAACAAUGGGCCGAGUCCAUCCAAAGUCACAUUUGGUUCACCAUCUUGAUUCAAAAUGUCACCCAGCAUCCAGGCAUCAAUGAAGACAGCUGCCCCAGCUCGGGAACCUUCGUGCCAAAAUUGGUGACUAUAUCUCAAGAGAUGGCCAAACGUAUGCCUAAAAAAUAUGGGCAAAGUCGCACCAAAAUCACAUUUCGGUGUGCCAUCUUGAAUCAAAAUUUCACCCAGCAUUGAAACAUCAACAAAAACUGUCCCCCCUAUAACCCUCAUUCCACGUUUAGCGAUGAUACCUUAAGGGGCAACCAAAUCCAUUGGCAAAGUUGUACCAAAGGCACAUUUGGGGAUGGAUCAGGGCAAUUGAGAUGAGGUUAGUUCCAAGGAGGUUGUUGUGGUUGCGAGAUUGCCUGUUCCACAAGGUGGUCUCUAACUGGCCUUAGAUAGGCUUGUCCUCUCUGUUAAGAGACCAAGUGUGCUGAUUGGGACUGCAACUUGACUCUGCAAUAACUGGGGAAGUCCAGGGGCUGGUAGCCAGAAAUGCCUUUCUCCAGCUUCAUAGCAGUCCUGCAGAGAUCUGGCCUGUAGACUUUGAAGCCAACCCAAGGGUCAACAAGUCCAAUCCUUGCAAGGCAAGAAUAAUAAUCCUUGUUCCGCUCAUGCCCAACUCAGGUUUGUCAUUCGCUGUAGGCUGGGCUUCUUUUAAAGACAACCAGGAAAGUUGUAGUAAACAAAAAAUCUGCCCUUUUCCCUUUUGGGGUAUCCAAGAGCCCGUAUAGAGUCCUUAAGUGGUAGGAGAAAAUAACAGAGGCCAACCAGAGAAUAUUGAGAAGCAAAGCAGCUAGUAAGCUUGAUCUUUAUUGAUCUGUUGCAAUAGAGUCCUCACUCACCACAUGCAGGAGGAAGGAGGAACCCAGAACAAUGGUGCGCAAGGCCUUAUAUAGACAUUUUAAAUUCCCAACCCUGGAGCUCCAGACCACCCCUCCAUACAUCAUACAUCAAUCACAGAAGGGGUGUAACCUAAGACCACUCCCCAGAUAACUACAUCACAGAAAAGGUGGUCUAAAACAGAAAUUUGAAUGUUGUUUUUCCUGUUUGCCAAAAGCUUUUUUAUAAAGUUAUACUUAAACAUUUUUUGUCUUUCCUGAUUGUCUUUCCUGAUAGUCUGUCACCCAUUAAAAUGCUGAUUACUCAAUUCCUGAGACAAUGGGAAGGCUCCCCAACGCCCCUCCCUCCUUGCAGGGAAAACAUUUGAUCAGUUUGGGAAUCAAAAUGGUUUCAGGUCAGUCUUCCUGUGCUGAUCUAUGUAUGUGCUUUGUUGGUGCACUUAUGAACAUUUAACAUAUAUCUAAGACUCCAAAGGAGGGACGUGGGUGGCGCUGUGGGUUAAACCACAGAGCCUAGGACUUGCCGAUCAGAAGAUCGGCGGUUCGAAUCCCCACGACGGGGUGAGUUCCCAUUGCUCAGUCCUUGCUCCUGCCAACCUAGCAGUUCGAAAGCACCUCAAAGUGCAAGUAGAUAAAUAGGUACCACUCCAGAGGGAAGGUAAACAGUGUUUCCGUGCGCUGCUCUGGUUCGCCAGAAGCAGCUUAUUAUGCUGGCCACAUGACCCGGAAGCUGUACACCGGCUCCCUCGGCCAAUAAAGUGAGAUGAGCGCCGCAACCCCAGAGUUGGCCAUGACUGGACCUAAUGCUCAGGGGUCCCUUUACCUUUAUCUAACACCCCAAAAUUCCUAUCACAAAGUUAAUGCCUGCUGCAAAAUGUGGCCGUGAAGAGCAUUUCUUAGAGUGGUACCAUAUAGAUGCGUUAGAAUAACAUGCAUUUUUAUUUAAAUCUCUUUUUUCACAUUGCAGUUCCCGUUUACAAAAAGGAAGCGGUUCAGACGGCCACCUCCCCUCCACACAACCCCACACAACAUUUGGUGCAAUGAAAUCAGGAUCCCUGAUGGAGCAACUGUGUACUCCCAUUUGUUCUGCCACUGUUCCAAACUGGAACCCUUUUACCCUGGAACGAAAGAUGUUCCCUGCACCCCGAACGGAUGUGCGAAUUGUAUCUCCUGAGCUUGAGGCUGUGCACCCUGUUGUGUCAUAUAAUGAGAGAGUCUGACCUCGCGAGUUGACCAAAGGCUCUCCAGGCCUGGACUCCUCCAUCAAAGUGUGAAUCUGUUUGCCGUUCCCCAAAUCCCUCUUUAUUUACGGCCCCCGUUUCCUUCCAUCUGCUCCUGCUGUUGCUCAGCCAGCCUCUUGCUUUACCGUAUUUUUAACUAGUCCAAAAUCAGCAGUUAGCUUCGAAAAUGAGAGUUCCCCAGCGCUUGGUGACAACUCAUGCGAUGAUACCGAUUUAUUCAGCAAGGUGCCCAUUUUUUAAAGUACCUGUACAAGGUAUAUCCAUUCCAACACACUAUCUCUUUUUUUAUUUUUUUUAAAUGAUAUUUAUUAAAGUUUCAAAGAAAAGAUUACAUAGAUAAACAGAAAAGAAAAAGGAAAAAAAGAAAAAAGAAAAAAUUACAAAAUACAAAAUACAGAAAAAAGAUAAAAAAAACACUUAAAAAAACAAAACACAUCGAUCUUUCCAUAACUUACAUUUCAUUUCCUUACUUCCCUGACUUCCUCACACCUCCCUUUUUUGUAUUUCAGUUCUAUUAGUUAAUUCAGCAAUUCCUUUCCCUCUUUGUUUUUAUCUUAGUCCUUUAACUUAACAUAUUAUAACUUUGGAUUCUCACCUGUUAACAAUCCAUUUUUACAUACACCUUUAUAACAUUGCUGCUAAGACCACUUAAUUUCAUUCUGACAUCAUUCUAACAUUCAUUAAUUUUGCAGUAUUUCUGUAGAUAAUCUCUGAAUUUCUUCCAAUCUUCUUCCACCAACUCUUCUCCCUGGUCUCGGAUUCUGCCAGUCAUUUCUGCCAGUUCCAUGUAGUCCAUCAGCUUCAUCUGCCAUUCUUCCAGAGUGGGUAAAUCUUGUGUCUUCCACAACACACUAUCUCUUUAAAGCACACGUGCAAAGAAUCCUGCGAACCCUCAUUCAUCCCUCCUGGCAGAAUCCCAGCACCUGUAAUGAACCACAAUUCCCAGAAUUCUCCUGGGGAAGCGUCGUGCUUUAAAUGUAUGGUGUGUGCACGGCACAAGUGUACCGGUUUUCAUGCACUUUGAUAACUGUGUCCCAAUCACACCUCUCAGGUGAGACACCGUUCUCAAAUCAUGCAGUGGAGCCAUAAACAGUGAAUAAUCUGAGCCACGCAGGGCAGCAUUCUUACAGUUUCGUAAGAUAUAAGAAGCUGCCUUCUUGGCCCACCUAGAUCAGUGCUGCCUGCACUGGCGGGCAGUGCGUCUCCAAGGUGUCAGACCUGGGAUCGUCUGCAUGCAAGGGAUUCUCUCUGUUGCUGAUCUGUGGCCGUUCCCUAAGUGCUAUCUCGGGGGCUGCCUUUGAGAUCCUGUUUAUGCAGUGCGCGAUCUGAAAGGUACCGCUCAGCACCACUUCUGAUUUCAAGGGAUGCUAAGAUGCACUCCUCUCCCAGGAGCUUGCCGGUCAGUAACCACACAGUUCAGAAUUGGACUUAACUCUUUAUUAGCAGAAGCACGAUCUGCACAGGAGUGUCAGGCCUAGUGAGCGCAGCAACCCAUCUCUAGGCCAGAGGAACAUUGCUGGAUGCAAACGCCCAUCCAGUUUUGUCUCAGCUGCAAGCAUGGAAGGCUGAUGCCUGCACAUAGAUCUUCCUUGCCGCAUUGUCUGUGUGCACAUGCAUGUCCGUUCCCCAUCAUCUCUGUGCCCUGCGGUCCUUUCUCCGCUUUCAUUAACUGCCCAAAGUUAGAGCAUGAGAAAUCACGAAUCGUAGGCUGCCACACCCCUUCUGCCAGAGCACAGGGGAGGGAAGACCCCCAAAUUCCUCUCUGGCGUGAGCAUUUGAAAUCCAGCUACAACCUUUCGAAUCAAGGGCAUUGGCAACCUUUGCGAGGAUGCAGUAAUCCUGCUUUUGCAAAGGGCUUGAUUAAUCUUCUCCCUUUUUGUUGUUUCCAAUUUCCAUUCCUUUUCCCUCGACCCCUUUCUACUUGCUUAUGCCCCUUGGCCAGGUUUAUUUCUGUGAAAGGGCAAUUGCUCAGGUAGGUCAUAUUUAUUCCCGCCCCCCGCCUCCCCCGGCUUUGAAGCUAUCCUCUUUCAGGGGUGCAUUUCACACAACGGCUUCAGUCAAGGGUCUCGCAGCUAGAGAGGCGAUGGAAUUAGCACACAAUAGAUCAAUGGCUUUCCGGAACACUUUCAUUCCUGGAACACACGAGGCAGACUUACACAGGAGCCUCCGUUCCUCAGCUCUCUGAUCUGCCUGUUUAUUGUAGUGCUCGCUGCUCGUCUUCGUUUGCCAGGAUCAACGGCAGCUUAGACAAAGCCGGAUGCUUUUUUAUCCAGGGAGACAGGCGCGCGAGUCUCGUGCAAGGGAGUUUCCUCAUUGACACACACACCCUUCCUUGAUCGUGGCGGGUUUUGAUUUUCUGAUUGUUAACGCAGGUGGAAGAGUCUGAUCUAAGGGUGAUUCUCUGUGGAUGGUAUUUGAGAGACUCUGCCAUGCGCUCUCUUUCAGAGCAUCAAAGACCUACAAUAUGUCCACAUGGUAAAUGCACCACUUACAUGUUUUGAUGUGUGUUUGUAAAUGCACCACCUUCCCAAAAGUGCUGCAGUCUUGGACCAGCGUCAAGGGUCAAGAUGACCAGGCACAUGCCAAGGUCCACAGCUCUGCAGAGGACCCACCACUGACCUGUGUUUGGGGAGUGAUCUCCCAAGGGAAGGGCCUUAGCUCUGUAGUAGAACAUCUGCAGAACAUCCCAGGUUUAAUUGAAGGUGGAGACCUAUCCCAAGCAGAUUUUCAUAAUUUUUGAAAAUACCAUUGGGGAAUAUAUAGAGAUAUCCCAUGUAGCAACUAUAUUGUCCGCACACUAGAUCAACAUCUUCUUGGAGUGAUUCGCAAUGAACCCAAGGUGUCUCUCCUGUUCAGCUGCCCCCAGUUCUGACCCAGGAGUGUAUAUGCUGAAAUAGCUGGGCUUUUGAUACAGCCCAGUGAGAAACUUCUUACGUCCUCCUAAGUCGUCUUCUUCUUCUUCUUCUUUGGUGAUCACUCAUAGCUGAGUAAGAUUGUCUUCCAUAAACACGGUUUUAACAGUGAGUCCAUAAGUGACUGUGGAGGCUAAUUCUGGAUCCACACGUCCUUCCACAGUGGGGACAUAGGUUUCUGGCUGGGAGUUGAUCAUGGUGAGGGUUUGCCAAGCGUGCCUUCCUCUUAGCACGUUUCUCCCUUGCGUCCUGAGUUCGAGCAUCUUCAAAACCCACGACACCUUUGGUAAAGGCUGUUCUCUAACUGGAGCCCUCGCAAGUCAGUGUUUCCCAAUUGUUGGUGUUUGUACUACAUUUUUAAAGAUUUGCCUUGAGACAGUCUUUAAACCUCAUUCGUUGACCACCAGCAUUACGCUUUCCAUUUUUACGUUCGGAACAGAAUACAGUGGUACCUCGGGUUAAGUACUUAAUUUGUUCCGGAGGUCUGUUCUUAACCUGAAACUGUUCUUAACCUGAAGCACCACUUUAGCUAAUGGGGCCUCCCGCUGCCACUGCGCCACCACCACACGAUUUCUGUUCUCAUCCUGAAGCAAAGUUCUUAACCCGAGGUACUAUUUCUGGGUUAGUGGAGUCUGUAACCUGAAGUGUAUGUAACCCGAGGUACCACUGUAGUUGCUUUGGAAGACAGUAAUCAGGCAUCUGCCCAACAUGACCAGUCCAACGAAGUUGAUGUUGAAGAAUCAUUGCUUCGACACUGGUGAUCUUUGCUUCUUCCAGUACACUGGCAUUAGUUCGCCUGUCUUCCCAAGCGAUGAGUAAUAUUCCUCAUCCUCCUAAGUAGCCUUCACAGGGCCGCAUGGACCCACACUCUGACUCUGUGUAAGGCAGAUAGAGUCCUACGACUGGAAGUAAAUUAUAUUUUGGAAAGCGGAAGACCUCAGGGUCUCCUGUUUCCCUAUUGUGUUUUCGGCUGGCGUGAAAUGAUGCACAGCUUUCUGCAUUGAGGUCAGCGCAGCAGACAUCUGAGUGGAGGGACCCGCCACAGCCAAUUCCUGGCAUAAAUCUAGGGUGAUCGUGUGGUGAAUCAUUUGUCUGCCUCCGGUGCGAAAUCUGGCUGUGGAGCGCAUCUUCCUCCCUGUGGAAAGUGUCUGGAAUGCACAGUUGCCGCUGGCCUCACGGUUUAAUUGCCUUGGAGUGAAUCAGCAUCACCAGUUUGGGGCUUUGUCAGAAGAAAAGGAAAUGUGUGUCUGUUUAAAAAUAAGAUGACAUUUAAACCAACAUUUGGGUGACUAUCUGGACUGACAGAGAGCAGAAAUAGUCCCAAAUGAUGCUGUGAUUUUUGCUCCUGGUGUCUUUUCACACCACUAUGGUAAAGACGGUGUUGGGAAUAAGAUUGAGGAAAAACUAAGUGUUGUUUUCUCUCUCUCGGUUAUUAAUAUUUUUAUUUUAAGGUUUUUCUUUUCCCCGUUUGACGCACCUUCAAAGGUGUUGCUGCCUUAGCAAUUGAAAUAGAGGAAAUAUUUAUACGAGAUAUAAAUACACUGCAUAAUGCAGCAGGAAAAGGCUGGGAAUAAAACCGUUAUGGAGGUAAAGGUGGGAAGUCAAACCAUUAAGGGAAAUAUGUAUUAAAGUCAGAGUUAAGGUACCAGUGUAUAUAAAUUACAGGAAAAGCCAUUGCCAUUAUAAUCGUCUUUUCUUUUAAUGGGAGAAUAAUGAUACCUUUAGGAGGUUACUGUAAAGCAGAGAUUUCCAUGCCAAGUAUUAAUGACAGCAGCAGCAGCACUAACAACUAGGGCGAUGUGUCACAAGCAAAUGAUGGUUUGGCAUGGAUUGUUGCUUACAGGUAGUCUGCAUGCAAGGCCGAGGAUCACCUGUAAGCAACAAUCCAUGCCAAACCAUCAUUUGCUUGUGACACAUCGCCUGGUUGUUAGUGCUGCAAUGGUACCCACCUGAGAGGUGCCAGAACCGAGUUCUGGCGAGUUUCGGCUGGGAAAAAAGCCCUGAUUAUUGUAAUGGCAUAAGAGAGGGUGCAGCAAGGAGGGGAAAUAAAAACACAGUGGAAAGUGGGAUGGGAAGUCGACAAAACAAAAUAAAUAGAUUAUUAUGUAUUGGAAUGUAUAGGUGAAAUAAUAAAAUAUAAUGGGGGGUGGGGAAGAAUUAUUAGUUACCCCCUAUACUGUAUUGUAGGUCUGGGAGGUGGAGGCUGAGAUAUUCUGGCUUCCCAAAAACCAGCUAAUCAUAUUCAUACCAGAGGUGAGAUUCCUUUUGAGAUAACGGUUUCCAUUUUUAGCUCUGCUGACCUCCAGAAUAGCCAGCGGUAACAAGUCACCCCAUCUCAUUCAUCCCAGGAGAAUAUGCAAAGUCUUAGUUCCAGUACUUUAGGCUAAGCUAUAUUAGAGUAAUUGCACAGACUUUCCCCCCCAAACAACCAUUUUUGCGUGCAUUCUCCCUCUAAAAUAUACGUAUGCUUUUUCAAUGCAUUUUCCUGCUAAAGUGCAAAUUUUUGUAUGCAUUUUUUUUUUAACCAAAACAGCAUCGCCAUAAUCAGAGAAGCGUUGGAGCCAACUCCUAGGAACCAAGGUCCCUUUGCCCCACCCCAUAAAAUAUUUGAGGGGGCUGCCCCCCCCGAAGUUAAUGGGCAUUGCCAUUCAAAUGGUGUGAUCCAUUAUGAUGUGGGGCAGGGCUUACAUGCCCUCCCCGAAUAUUUUAUUCAGGUUGGCACCCCUGGUGUGGAUCAGCAGCCGCGCUCCGAUGUACUGCAAAAUUCCAAUUAGGCCGCAGACUUUAAAAAUACAUUCCGCAUACGUUUCUCCUCCAUCCCUAAUAACACUGAUGCAAAAUAUUAUUUGCUACACGCCAAGCAAAAUGGGAUGUGGGUGGCGCUGUGGGUAAAACCUCAGUGCCUAGGGCUUGCCGAUCGCAUGGUCGGCGGUUCGAAUCCCCGCGGCGGGGUGAGCUCCCGUCUUUCGGUCCCAGCUCCUGCCCACCUAGCAGUUCGAAAGCACGCUUAAGUGCAAGUAGAUAAAUAGGUACCGCUUUAUAGCGGGAAGGUAAACGGCGUUUCCGUGUGCUGCGCUGGUGCUGGCUCGCCAGAGCAGCUUCGUCACGCUGGCUACGUGACCCGGAAGUGUCUCCGGACAGCGCUGGCCCCCAGCCUCUUAAGUGAGAUGGGCGCACAACCCUAGAGUCGGACACGACUGGCCCGUACGGGCAGGGGUACCUUUACCUUUUUACACGCCAAGCACAGGGUCCUGGGAGGCAGAAACCACUGACCCAGCUCUGGUUCCAGGCUUGCAGUUUCUGUUCCAGCAACCCCGUCGUCCAAAUAAUAGCACAGCUCAUUCCCUUGAGUUGGCUUUUUUCGUCAAACAGCCCCACCCAGCUGCCUGUUUGCACUCCCCUUCAAUAAAGCUUUUAAUUGCUGGGACAUAACGUUUAAUUGCAUUGCAUUUAGAUUGCUGGAGGGGAAUUGGCAGUCCAGCCGCGCGGAGAUCAGAGAGCGCUGUGGCUCGGCUAACCGCAGCGUUUGAUUCAGCCCUCUCUGCUCCAGCCCGACCGCAAAGACUAUAUGUAUAUAGUGAAGCGACGCGAUGUACGCCUGGCAGCAGAUGUGUCCCGAGUUCAGCGGAUUGCGCGUUUGAGUAAAUAGGCACGGGCUUGGGCUGCAGCCUGAAUCCGUGUCGUUUGACUUGGGUUAGGGAAAUACUUAAUAUACCUUCCAGCUCGGUGGGAACCCCAGGGCGGCUCGCGGUAAGGACGUUUGACAACGAAACAGUUUCAAAACGAAAGAAGCUGCCAGCAAUAAUAGCAAGGCCAAAGAGCAGCCAAAAAAGCCACCCCCAAAAAGCCAAGAGGAAUAGACACACAGAACUGAUCGUAGGUCAUAAAAGGGACCCCAGGGGGUUAUCUAUUCCAACCCCCUGCAAUGCAGGAAUCUUUUGCCCAAUCCACAACCCCGAGAUAAAGAGUCUCAUGCUCUACCAAGAUCUGCAUACAAGGAGAUGCAAGAUCCUUCUGAUCUGCUUUCUGCAGUUUUCCAAUGAGGAAGUCAACUGAGACUCCCGAGGCAGAGAAUUCUAAAAUCUGGAUGCCUUAACCAAAAAGGUGCUGUUUGCAUCACCUCUCUCCAAGCUUCCGAGAGAAGGAGGCGCCUGGAGCAGGGCCUCUGUCAGUAACCAAGCACGCAGGGUUUGGUCUGAGGAAACCAUUCUCAUAAGGUUCCCUGGGAAACGGGAUCGAUGGUUGAGCCACUCUGGGAGUUGUUGUUAUGUACUGAAGUUCUCUCCCUUGGCCAGCAGGGGGAUACUGUAGAUAGUUUUCACUCAGGUCCACAUAUGCAAAUAAGGAAUUGAAAGCGACGUUCAGUGAUUGGAUAGUUACAGAAAGUUGUUACUGUUGCUUUGUAGCUGAGCUCUGUAUAAGCAGGUUGGCUGAGCCCUUCAGUUCAGUUCAGUUCUGGCCUGUGAAUAAACAAGAGCUGUCUGAAGAAUCGCUGUGGCGUCUGAUAUGUUCACCCACAACUUAACAGUUGUAGCUCUAACUACUCUCAGAACCCUUUGCAAACUAUAGCUCCAAGUGGGGAGGAAGCUGUGACGGUUAAAAGUGUUGGCUAUUUGCAGAAUAGUUGCGCUGCAGAAAGCGUGCUGGGGAGACCACACAUUCAAGAAACGCAAAAUAACUUUUGCUAGGUUUUAAUAACAAAAACUCCUUUUACACUAAAUUACAUUAUAUCAAUAAGUGUGACCCAUCCACCAGGGUGCUGAGAGAACUACAUGCUGCUCUUUAUAUACCAUACCCAACAGUUUAAUUACCACAACUUAACAGCACCUUCUAUACUGCUUCACAGCUGCAAAACCAGGUCACGUUAUUUGCUCUGGCCUUUAAAGAAAUACACGUCUUGUGGAACAAGAAUGAACCUUCAGAUUUAAAGAGACCAUUCAACAAAAAGCGCUAUGGUAGCUCGCACCUGUCGCUCUGCCUGAGCCUACCUCGCAGGUUUGUUGUGAAGAUGAAGGGCGAGGGAACAGCGUAGCCCUGCAAAGCUCUUAACAAGGGUGGGAUUUUUAAAAAUUGCAUUUAUUGGUGUGCUUGUUUGCUUAUGGUUGCGUUUAUAUCCCACUAUUUUCUCUGAGGGUCUCAAGGUUUGCCACUCCCCAUUUAAUCCCCGCAACAACCCUGUGAGGUAGGUUAGGCUGAGAGGCAGUGACUGGCCCAAGGUUGCCCAGUGAGGUUCACAGCCGAGUGCGGAAUUCGAACCCUGGCCCUAGUCCGACACGCUGAAUAUGAUUUGAUCUUGAGGGGACGGGUGUGUUUGUGUAGGGGAGGAAUGUUGCAUUGGGAGAGAAUUACUGCCUCAUUGCCUCAGUUGGUUUUAUGUUCUCACCCUUCUCUCCCCGACAGCCGCUGCUGCUCACUUCAGCUUCUGUCAGAACCUUUUAGAACACACCGUGUCGGCCGAGAACCUCAAUUACCGCCUGCAGAGGAACUCUGGCAGCAGCCUGACCUGGCACGACGGGCGAAGCCAGCGGUCGGCGGGAGGGAGGACCGUCAAACUCUUACAGCAGCCAGGAACGGAAGGCUCCCAGGUAUGAUGGUGGGCAGGAAGUCUGCAAAUGUCGCCGGGAUCUGUCCCUUGGCAGGAACCAAAGACCCGCUGGUGCUUGUUCUCCGACAUGCAGCGAAACCGGCUGUGCGCCUGCACUGACAAGGGUCUGGGGGCCGCAUGCGGGCCCCCAGGCCUCUCUGCAGCACCCAUCACCGUACGUGUUUCUGCCUGGGUAGGCAAUGCUCUGGAAACCAGAUUGCAACUCCCUGCUUGCUUGGCUGCAGGAUACAGAGGGGUGUGGGCGCAUGCGUACAAGCUAGCUAAUGGCAGAAUUCACGACCGUUGCCCCGCCCACUUUUGCCUCAGGCCCCGCCCACUGGAGUGCAGCUCCUCCCUCCUGGCACCAGUCAAUCCCGAUCAGCUGCGGAGUCCUGGAUCGAAAAGGGUUCUGUCCCCAAAGAGGUUCCUCGCACCUUGGUCCGUGGAGAUCCAUGCGCAACAAUUGCACAUGCCUGUGCAUUUUGCGUGUGCAACUGCUGGAAAGCCAGGCUAUAUGCCCUCGUGGGUUUUUGUUGCACGGUGUGGCUGGAGCAACCCAACCAGAUGCGUGGGGCACAGAUAACACAAUUAUUAUUAUUAUUACUAUAAUUCUCUGUCUGUGAAUUGAGGGUUACAGCCAGACUGUUGCAGGGGUUUUUUUUUGGGGGGGGGGUUUCAGUCUGGAUGAUGCCCUGAGUCCCUUCCAGGUCUUGGGAUGCUGUGCCCAGUGAGGGCUAGAAUUUAAUAGGAUCCAAUUGCUGAAGUAAUAAUAAUAAUAAUAAUAAUAAUAAUAAAUAAUAAAUUUUAUUUAUACCCUGCCCUCUCCAGCCGAGACUGGGCUCAGGGCGGCUAACAACCAAUAAUAAAAACAAGUUGAUUGAAAUACAACUUAAAAAACAAGAUUAAAAUACAACAUUGAAACAUUAAAAUGCAGCCUCAUCACAGGAGAAAGGAAAAAAGAGAAAGAGUGGGAGGGAAUGAAAUUGAUUCUAAGCCAAAGGCCAGGCAGAACAACUCUGUCUUAAAGGCCCUGCGGAAAGAAAUCAGAUCCCGCAGGGCCCUGGUCUCACGAGACAGAGUGUUCCACCAGGCCGGAGCCAGUGUUGAAAAGGCCCUGGCUCUAGUUGAGGCUAAUCUGAAUUCCUUACGGCCCGGGACCUCUAGGAUGUUGCUAUUUAUGGACCUUAAGGUCCUCCGCAGGGCAUACCGGGAGAGGCGGUCCCGUAGGUGCGAGGCUCCUAGGCAAGCUUCUUUGUAAUGCAGCGACCUUCACAGCUGGCCACCCAAGUGUCCUCAUCAGCAUCCCAAAAGAAUGAGCUCUUUGCAAGAGCUGCAAGGAAGUGAUGGUGCCCUCCAGGCUAAGGGGUGGGCCUAUCCUCCUCUCACCCUCACCUGUUGUGUAGAAUAAUAGCUGGAGAGUUCACAGAAUCCUGGAGUUGGAAGGUACCACCAAAUCCAACCCCCUACAAGGCUGUGUGUAUGUGUGAGUGAGUUGAAAACAGGCUGGAAGCUAGAGACACAGAGGCAAGCUGAAUCUGUGACUAAUAGAGAAGCAAGAUCUGUUGGGGUGUUCAUGCUGCGAGCCCCUCCAUAUUAGAAUCAGUUUAUUAUUAUUUAUUGUUUUAUUGUUUUUAAAUUUAAAUUUUUUUAUUGAAAUAAUUCAACAUUGAUACAGUUAUACAUACAUAUUACGGAUAUACAAACUGUCAGGAAACUGCCAUCGGCUCAGAGGCGAGAAAUAGAAGGGCAGUUGUGUUACAGGGAGCCUCCGAAAAUCUUGCAAAGCAGCUCCUCUUCCGGGGAGGAGGAAAGCCCCACCUCCAGUGGGGAAGAGGUGCAAGGACCAGAGGAUGCUGGUGGGAGCCUUAACACCGCUUCCGGGCAAGCCGGACAGGAGGGAAACACGCCUUUGCCAUCACCCAUCCUGUGCAGUAGUUUGGGGCGCAGAGAGGGGAGGAGACGUUUUGGGGUAACGAAACUCUUAUGUUGGGGGAGGUCCCAAAAAAGACCACCCCCAGAUUCUGCUAGCGAUUGAGCCAGAUGUGAGCUUUGAGGCAGAGAGCUAGUGUGGUGUAGUGGUUAAGAGUGAUAGACUCGUAAUCUGGUGAACCGGGUUCGAUUCCCCACUCCUCCACAUGCAGCUGCUGGGUGACCUUGGGCCAGUCACACUUCUCUGAGGUUUCUCAGCCCCACUCACCUCACAGAGUGUUUGUUGUGGGGGAGAAAGGGAAAGGAGAAUGUUAGCCGCUUUGAGACUCCUUCGGGUAGUGAUAAAGAGGGAUAUCAAAUCCAAACUCUUCUUCUUCUUCUUCUUCUUCACUGUAAAUAGUUUACACCAAAAUAAAGCCUGUAAAAGACAGGUCGGAGUCCUGCCUGGUUACUCGUGAGCAACCGCAACAGCCACCUGACACAAACAAACAUACAUUUCAUACAAUCCUAAAAAAUAUUCAUACAUACCCACACACAAUCCCGCACAUACUUCCUUUUCCCAUCACCGUCCCUUACCCCACCCUGUGCUAGACUUCCAAUCUACUCAAUUGCAAUUUCUAUUUAUUAUUUAUUGAAUUUAUAUACCGGCCUAUAUUCAGGGCAAUUCACAGAAUAAAAUUUAGAAAAAGGGGAAAGACCCCUGGACAGUUAAGUCCAGUCAAAGGCCACUAUGGGGUUGAGGCGCUCAUUUCACUUUCAGGCAGAGGGAGUCGGUGUUUGUCCGCAGACAGCUUUCUGGGUCAUGUGACCAGCAGGACUAAACCACUUCUGGCGCAACGGGACACCGUGAUGGAAACCAGAACAGUGCACGGAAACACUGUUUACCUUCCCGCCGGAGUGGUACCUAUUUAUCUACUUGCACUUUGACAUGCUUUUGAACUGCUAGGUGGGCAGGAGCUGGGACAGAGCAACGGGAGCUCACCCCGUCGUGGGGAUUCGAACCGCCAAUCUUCUGAUCAGCAAGCCCAAGAGGCUCAGUGGUUUAGACCACAGCGCCACCCGCGUCCCUGAAUCACAGAAUAAAAUCAGGAUAUAAAACCACAAAAUACAUAAUCAAUCUUUAUUACGGUUCAGAGACCCAACAAAUUGUUACAAAGCAAUACACAAUUUAUACAGCCUACCUCCAGGUUAAACAAGCAUUUUGUUCAAAAUAUAGGGAUCAUUGGUUCUUGCAACCACCGAUAAAAACUUUGCCACUGCUAAUGUUCUAGCGUUUGUCUGGUCUUCCAAUAGGAACCUGACAUAGUGAGCCUCUGAUUUUCCCGGGAAAGGUACCAGCAAGGGUAAUACAUAAUAAAAAUUAAAACAACAACCCAAUAGCUCCCCACCAAACACACAUUAUGCUAAACAAGAGCAGUUUUCGUGAAUGUUUUCACAUCAGAAAGCAACCCCCUCAUUCCAGUGAAUCUUGAGGUUGUGUAUAUGUGUAACUUCUUGGGAGAAAAACAAUGACAAACCUAGACAGCAUCUUAAAAAGCAGAGACAUCACCUAAUCAGCAAAGGUCCGUAUAGUUAAAGCUAUGGUUUUCCCAGUAGUGAUGUAUGGAAGUGAGAGCUGGACCAUAAAGAAGGCUGAUCGCCAAAGAAUUGAUGCUUUUGAAUUAUGGUGCUGGAGGAGACUCUUGAGAGUCCCAUGGACUGCAAGAAGAUCAAACCUAUCCAUUCUGAAGGAAAUCAGCCCUGAGUGCUCACUGGAAGGACAGAUCCUGAAGUUUAGGCUCCAAUACUUUGGCCACCUCAUGAGAAGAGAAGACUCCCAGGGAAAGACCCUGAUGUUUGGAAAGAUGGAGGGCACAAGGAGAAGGGGACGACAGAGGACGAGAUGGUUGGACAGUGUUCUCGAAGCUGCCAGCAUGAGUUUGACCAAACUGCGGGAGGCAGUGGGGGACAGGAGUGCCUGGCGUGCUCUGGUCCAUGGGGUCAUGAAGAGUCGGACACGACUAAGCGACUAAACAACAACAUAUGUGUAACUAAAACCAUCUAUGCUAAAGACAUUGUGCUCUCCGCUGACCUUCAUUCCAAAGAAACUGAACCCUAAAUAAGAGAACCUCUGGAAUCUCUCACUUCUCAGAGAUUGGGGUGGUCUGUAACACGCACCAUCCCUCCCCCCAAGAAUUUUGGGAACUGUAGUUUACUUCCUCCCGCACAGCUACCAUUUCCAGGGCCCUUAAGAAACUACAGUUCUUUGAGGAAAGCCAUAUGCUUUAAGGGCGUGGCACAGAUUCUUUGAAGCCGUUUUGGCACAUCUGCAGCGGCCCAAAGGAAGCCAAGACCAUCCUCCUGCUUUUGGGAUUACGGAGGUGGCCUUUCAGUCAGAAUUAAGCCCCAGAAAUACCUGCCAAAAACCAGCUCCUUUGUUCCUUUCCUUCUCGGGAACAGAGCUUUCCCUCCCUAACAUCCUUCUUUGAAUCUCAGUUCCGUCUUUUGCAGGAGGGGCGCUGAAGCAGGGGAGUUGGGUGGGGGACGACGAGAGGCUUGAAAUGCAGAACUGGCUGCCUUCAGCCUGGAAGGAAAAUACAGGGGAAAAGAAAAAGAAAAAAGCUUCCUUUUAAACCAGCUGAAAAAUUGCCUCCAGGUGCCAGUCUCCGCAUCUGUUCCAUUUGUGGGUCACGUUUGAGGCAAUGUAUGCCAAUUUGCGUUGUGGAGAAAGGGAGGGAGAUGAGAGUGGCAAAAUCCAGACCGUUUGCCAAUUUGCAAGAAGGAGACUUAGCGUCAAGAUUAAUGCGCAGUUUGCUUUGGUCUGGGGGAAAUUGCUAGUUGCCCUAGGUACCUAUUACUCAGAAGUAAGGAGGGUUAUUUGGAUAAAAGUUGCUGUGGGCUCAGCGUCUUUUUUUCCAGCGAGGAUGCCGUCACUCUUGGGCGCAGAUUUCCUGGACCAAUUUCCUCUUUUCUCUCCGGGAAUUAAAGGCACACAUGUGCUCUGUGCUACACAUUCGAAAGCCUGCUUUUCAUGCUUGAAAACAGAAAAAGAUCAGAUUCGCUUAGAGACUCUGAAGGUGGGACCAAGCCAAGGGGUUUCUUUCCCUCCCCAAAUAUUCCCUGACUCAAACAAACAAACAAAAAUGAGCAGAAACUGGCAAGGGGGGCAGAAGAGGGUAACGGAAAGGGUCAUGGGGGAUGUACGUAUUGAACACUCAAAUUGCUAUUCCGUGCUGGUGCUUGCCUUUGGAGCAUGUUUGUAUGCCAGGGUCCAUGUGUUUGUGUCACAAAGGAUCAUGGGCAGCAAGGAAGUUCAGAGCAGCCUUUUAAAAGGAGAGUGUUUUUAGAGGGGAAAGGGUUAUUAUUAUUAUUAUUAUUAUUAUUAUUAUUAUUAUUAUUAGAAUUUAUAUACCGCCCUAUACCCGGAGGUCUCAGGGCGGUUCACAGAAAAGAUCAACAUGAAAACCACAAUAUAUAUAUAUAUAUAUAUAUAUAUAUAUAUAUAUAUAUAUAUAUAAUAAAAAUAAAAACAACAACCCAAUAACACACCCACUCCAUAUCUGUUGAGAAUAUUAAGAUCCUAAGCGCAGUGGUGUCUAAACUUUUUUCAAAGAGGGCCAGAUUUGAUGAAGCGAAGGGCCAACCAAAGUUGUUAACCUUAGGAUUGAAGUUGUUGAGCUUUUUUGGAGGUUGAAGGUUUUUUUACAGUUGAAGUUGUUAAGGCUUUUUUAGGAUUUUACCCCAGGAAAUAAACUGAAUUCAACCGACCGGCGGGCUCGAUAAGGCCCCGAGACAGACAUUUGACAUACCUGUCCUAAGGGGUAGUGUCAAUGAUAGAAGCACUUACAUGAUUGCUGACACUUGUUAAACUUGUACAGUGGUACCUCUGGUUACGUACUUAAUUCGUUCCGGAGGUCUGUUCUUAACCUGAAACUGUUCUUAACCUGAAGCACCACUUUAGCUAAUGUGCCUCCCGCUGCGCCACCGCUGCACGAUUUCUGUUCUCAUCCUGAAGCAAAGUUCUUAACCCGAGGUACUAUUUCUGGGUUAGCGGAGUCUGUAACCUGAAGCAUUUGUAACCUGAAGCGUCUGUAACCCGAGGUACCACAUUCUGAUUUUUAGGGAAAUAUAAAUAUCUCUACCUAUUGAGAAUAUUAAGAUCCUAAGGGUUAGCAUCAGUGAUAUCCCAAUCCAUGCAGAAUGUUAAACGCUAUAUUGAUGCAUGGAAUGACCCCAGACCUUUUUGUUCUCCCUUCCCGUACGGUAUGAUAUAUAUGUCUAUAGAUAUAGAUAUACCAUAUUUUUCGCCCCAUAGGACGCACUGCCCCAUAGGACGCACCUAGUUUUUUUUUGGGGGGGGGGGAAUAAAGAAAAAAAAAUUAUUUCCCCCCCAGGCACAGGGCUGGCGCGGGGGAAGCCCGAGCUUCCCCCGACCCCAGCCCCCAGAACAGCCUGCUACCUGCAAGCCUAGGGAGCCGCGCCGGUCUCCCCAGGUUUGCGGAGAGCUGUGCGAAGCCCGGGCGCGCUCUUCAGCGCGCCCCAGGCUUCGGAAUGCAAGCAGCUCUGCGCAACCUUUGGGAGCCCGGCACGAAGCCGCGCUGGGCUCCGGAGGGUUGCGCGGAGCUGCGCCGAGCCCCGGAGUGUAGGCAGCUCCGCGCAACCCUCGGGAGCCCCGCACGGCUUCGCGCCGGGCUCCCGAGGGUUGCGCAGAGCUUCCUGAAGCUUGGAGAGUGAGAGGGGUCGGUGCGCACUGACCCCUCACUCUCCAGGCUUCAGCGAAAGCCUGUAUUCGCCCCAUAGGAUGCACACACAUUUCCCCUUCAUUUUUGGAGGGGGAAAAGUGCGUCCUAUAGGGCGAAAAAUACGAUAUUGCUGUUAAGCCACUUGGAGACCUUCAGACGACAAGCAGCUAAUAAGCUGAAAAAGUGGUAAUGAUAAACAGCCCUAAAUGUAUGCUGGACCGCUGUUCUCUAACUAAGCCCCAUAAGGAUGCAGAAGGAGCAGUCUGGGUUCUCUCCUGAGGCUGCGCUGAGCCCAUAGCCUGUGUUAUGGUGAUAAUCUGCUGACUGACGGAUGUAUUGCUUGAGUUAAGAAUGCACGGGUGGAGAAGCAAGCCCUCCGGUAGGCCACAUCCACACUGCACAUUUAAAGCACAAGGCUCCCCCGUCCAGGAUCAUGGGAACUGUAGCUUACUGCUGACAGAGCUACAGCUCCCUCAACAAGUUCCCAGGAGAAGCAGUGUGCUUUAAAUGUAUGGAUGGAGGGUCCUGGAUGUAUUAGCACUAGUUUUCUUGGUGUUAGGUACCACCUGUAGGUAUCUCCAAAAUGCUGGAGAGGGUGCACCUCCACAGGCACAUACCUCCACAUGUGGUGGGAGUGCCCCAAAAUCCAACUAUUCUGGACAACAACCAUACAAGAAAUACGUAAAAUAACCAAGCAAGUGUUAGAAACCACCCCAGAAUUGGCCCUACUAAACAUCUUCCAAGACAAUAAUGCCCAUUUACACCACAAAGAACUCAUAACCCACCUACUUUCAGCAGCCAGAGGCAUCAUAGCCAGACACUGGAGAGACCUGUCAGGAGUAAACACGGACCAAUGGUACCGAAUAGUAUGGGAAACAGCCCUACUAGAAAAAUUAACCAAUAAACUGAAACUGUCACGGGGACAAAUAGAAGAAGACGCCUUCACCCAGGUAUGGCUCCCCUUUAUCACAUACACAGCCCACCCAACAGGACAAUGACAAAAAUCCACCAACAGCAUACAAAUCAGUAUGGCUAACCUGAUCCAAAACACCCACCCACCCCACUCACACACGAAAACAAAGACCACCACAGCCAACCACAAAUGAACAGCCACACCCUAAGAAGAAGAAGAGUUUGGAUUUGAUAUCCCGCCUUUCACUCCCUUUAAGGAGUCUCAAAGCGGCUAACAUUCUCCUUUCCCUUCCUCCCCCACAACAAACACUCUGUGAGGUGAGUGAGGCUGAGAGACUUCAGAGAAGUGUGACUAGCCCAAGGUCACCCAGCAGUUGCAUGUGGAGGAGCAGAGACUCAAACCCGGUUCCCCAGAUUACAAGACUACCGCUCUUAACCACUACACCACACUGGCUCUCUACACCCUAGGCCAACCCCAACCUCUCUCACCACCAAAGGAACACAAGUGAACAGCAGAGAACCUGCACAAGCGAUGCUGACACCAAACCCUACAUAUAUUAAGUAAAAUAGAAACAUCCCCCUUUUCUUCCUAAUGUAUCAACAAAUGAAACUGAUUUGUAAAAACGUUACAUGGGGAAAAAAAUAUGAGAGAAAGACAUUGCACACACUUUUGUAAAUCAACAAAAUCUUUAAUAAACCCCCCCCCCACACACACACAAAUGUAUGGAUGGAGUGGAUGUGGCCGCAGACCAGAUUAGUCUCAGAGGAGCACCAGCGCCCUAGAAGGCAAUCUACGGCGUUUUCCUGCCUCCUUGACCAAGCUCCCCAAAAUAGUUUCCACCUCAGAGUUUGCAAGAUUGGCGUCUGAUUGCCUUUGCAGAGGAAGAACGGGCAGAUGCGUAUUCCAGCCUUGUUGCAAUCUUGACAACGCAACUGGCAAAGCCGCUGGCUCCCCGCAAGACUGCGCCAGGCCUGACAGAAGCCCUUGCGCAGAUCUUUAGGAAUUAUUGGGUUGACCCCGUGGCCAAUCAGCCCCGUGGUCAAUUGGGCAGGGAAUUGGCCUCAAUCUCCACUUGCCUGGCUUUUGGCAUCUCUGAGGGACAAGCCAUUAAGCAGGGCAGCAGGUCUUGACAUGCCUGUUGUGCUAAUUGCGGCAGCUCCUUAAUUGGGUGUGCUUAAUUAGCAUGUCAAGCGCCAUCAACCUUCUGAGUGCUGGCUGGACCCUGAUACUUCCAAUCUCUGCUUGGCUUCUGGUUUCCAGGUCCACAGAGUCACCCUGAGAGAUCCGUUUUUUCAUUUAUCACCCCUUCUCUGAAUUCCUUUGUCCUCUGUCUCUGCUGCUCCUUACACAAGCUUCCAUUGCUACUCUUUUGCCACCUUCGAUGGUGGUGGUGGUGAUUUGUUUUCACGACUGUAUUGGGGCAGUUAGACCCAAGCCCCAUUUUCAAUACUCUUUCUAAUACCUGAAGGAACGUCUCCACCCACAUCGUUCUGCCCCGACACUGAGGUCCAGCGCCAAGUGCCUUCUGGCAGUUCCCUCACUGCGAGAAGCAAAGCUACAGGGAACCAGGCAGAGGGCCUUCUCGGUAGUGGCACCCGCCCUGUGGAACGCCCUCCCACCAGAUGUCAAAGAGAACAACAACUACCGGACUUUUAGAAGACAUCUGAAGGCAGCCCUGUUAGGGAAGCUUUUAAUGUUUAAUAGGUUAUUGUAUUUUAGUGUUUUGUUGGAAGCCGCACAGAGUGGCUGGGGAAACCUAGCCAGAUGGGCAGGGUAUAAAUAAUAAGUUACAGUGGUACCUCGGGUUAAGUAUUUAAUUCGUUCCGGAGGUCUGUUCUUAACCUGAAACUGUUGUUAACCUGAAGCACCACUUUAGCUAAUGGGGCCUCCAGCUGCUGCCGCGCCGCCAGAGUACGAUUUCUGUUCUCAUCCUGAAGCAAAGUUCUUAACCUGAAGCACUAUUUCUGGGUUAGCAGAGUCUGUAACCUGAAGCGUAUGUAACUUGAGGUACCACUGUACUACUAUUAUUAUUAUUAUUAUUAUUAUUAUUAUUAUUACAGUGGUACCUCAGGUUAAGUACUUAAUUCAUUCCGGAGGUCCAUACUUAACCUGAAACUGUUCUUAACCUGAAGCACCACUUUAGCUAAUGGGGCCUCCCGCUGCCGCUGCGCCGCCGGAGCACGAUUUCUGUUCUCAUCCUGAAGCAAAGUUCUUAACCUGAAGCACUAUUUCUGGGUUAGCGGAGUCUGUAACCUGAAGCGUAUGUAACCCGAAGCGUAUGUAACCUGAGGUACCACUGUAUUAUUAUGGAGCAUGGUAAAAAAAAAUGGGGAAAGAGAAAAAUGAGAGAGAACGGAAAGCAAGUCGGCCUCAUGUUGCAGGUUGGGGUUAAAGGCAGAUCCUGAUCCAAAGCUGCUGUGCUGUGCAGUUAUUCACAAAGUCCUUCCCUUAAGCCCGAUGUCCCUGAACAGCUUGUUGCUGAAAAAGGAAAAAGGGAGGGUUUAGGCAUGGGACUCCAACGGCCAGAGUUGGCUGCUGUUCAGCUGUCAAUGCCAUGCUGAAGCCAGCUCUUAAUAGCUCUUCAUUUUCCAGAUUUCCAAAUCAUCCGGAACGUGAUGCUUAACGCAUCCUAAACGUUGCCUCUUAUCAACAAGCUGUGGCUUUUGUCUGCCAAGAAGAUUAAAACCAGCACGGCGGCCUCUGCGAUCGCUGGGAUGCUGUUCCGCAAUUAUCCAAACGGGGCGUGGGGGGAGUAGAUGGGACUAUGUGGGGGGCAUUCCCUAAAUUCUGCGGUUUGAAAGCCCCACAUGUGCUCUUGGAAUGAAUUCAGGAUGGACGGUUGAGUUAGAUUUGUAUCUCGCCUGUUCCUAGAGGCUCACCGUGGGUUCCUUAUAAUCUGAAAACAAGGCUAAAGGGGGGGGGGGAAUAUAAUACAGUGGUACCUCGGUUUAAGAACAGUCCUGUUUACGAAUGAUUCAGUUUACGAACUCCGCAAAACCGGAAGUAGUGUCCUAGUUUGUGAACUUUACCUCGGUCUAAGAACGGAAUCUGAAUGGUGGAAGGGCGCCGGUGGUGGAAGGCCUCAUUAGGGAAAGCACGCCUCAGUUUUAGAAUGGUUUUGGUUUAAGAACAGAUUUCCGGAACAGAUUAAAGUUUGUAAACCGAGGUACCACUGUAUUUCCAAUGUUUUUGAAAAUGUGAAGCUUUGAAGGCUAACAUCCCCAGCAGAAACCAUCCAAUACAGUGGUACUUCGGGUUACGGACGUUUCUGGUUACAGACUCCACUAACCCAGAAAUAGUACCUCUGGUUAAGAACUUCACCUCAGGAUGAGAACAGAAAUCGCACAGCGGUGGUGCGGCGGCAGCAGGAGGCCCCAUUAGCUAAAGUGGUACCUCAGGUUAAGAACGAUUACAGGUUAAGAACGGACCUCCAGAAUGAAUUAGGUUCUUAACCUGAGUUACCAAUGUAUUAGAAGAAGAAGAGUUUGGAUUUGAUAUCCCGCCUUUCACUCCCCUUCAGGAGUCUCAAAGCGGCUAACAUUCUCCUUUCCCUUUCUCCCCCACAACAAACACUCUGUGAGGUGAGUGGGGCUGAGAGACUUCAAAGAAGUGUGACCGGCCCAAGGUCACCCAGCAGCUGCAUGUAGAGGAGCGGAGACUCGAACCCGGUUCCCUAGAUUACAAGACUACCGCUCUUAACCACUACACCACACUGGCUCUUUCUCCAAGCUGCUCAUAUGAAUGCAAGAAGAGCUUGCUGGAUCAGACCAAUGGCCUGUCCAGCCCAGUGUCCCAUUCUCGCAGUGGCCAACCAGGUGUCUGGGAAGCUUGCAAGCAAGACUUGAGCACAAGAGCACUCAAUCCAUUUGCAAUUCCCAGCAAGGAUCUACUGCCUUGGGCAGUGGAGGCAGCCAUUGAUGCUCAAACUGCUCCAAGCUCAUUGGAGUCACAGUUGUUACUAUUCAUUAAUUUUGUUGUUGUUGUUGUUUAGUCGUUUAGUCGUGUCCGACUCUUCGUGACCCCAUGGACCAGAGCACGCCAGGCACUCUUGUCUUCCACUGCCUCCCGCAGUCUGGUCAAAUUCAUGUUUGUAGCUUCGAGAACACUGUCCAACCAUCUCAUCCCUUCUCCUUGUGGCCCCAAUCUUUCCCAACAUGAGGGUCUUUUCCAGGGAGUCUUCUCUUCUCAUGAGGUGACCAAAGUACAGUGGUGCCUCGCAAGACGAAAUUAAUCCGUUCCGCGAGUCUCUUCGUCUUGCGGUUUUUUCAUCUUGCGAAGCACGGCUAUUAGCGGCUAUUAGCGGCUUAGCGGCUAUUAACGGCUUAGCGGCUUUAAGAAAAAGGAAACAAACUCGCAAGAACUCGCAAGACAUUUUGUCUUGCGAAGCAAGCCCAUAGGGAAAUUCGUCUUGCGGAACGACUCAAAAAACGGAAAUCUCUUUCGUCUUGCGCGUUUUUCGUCUUGCGAGGCAUUCGUCUUGCGAGGUACCACUGUAUUGGAGCCACAGCUUCAUGAUCUGUCCUUCCAGUGAGCACUCAGGGCUGAUUUCCUUCAGAAUGGAUAGGUUUGAUUUCUUGCAGUCCAUGGGACUCUCAAGAGUCUCCUCCAGCACCAUAGUUCAAAAGCAUCAAUUCUUCAGCGAUCAGCCUUCUUUAUGGUCCAGCUCUCACUUCCAUACAUCACUACUGGCGAAACCAUAGCUUGAAAUAUUAAUUUAUUAACUGCUUAUUUGCCUGGGUGGCUCCUAAGCAGUUUACAGGUACGUAUAAAGUCAAGCUCUUCCUGUGCUUCAUGUGGCCACCCUGCUAAGCCCAAGGAAGUAGAUGGCUGGCAUAUGAAAUCAUAGUAUUCUAUGGGACCCCUUGGUUCAUCUAGUCCAACCUCCUGCAAUGCGGGAAUCUCAACUCAAGCAUCCAUGACAGAUGGCUACCCAAACUCUGCUUAAAAACUUCCAAGGAAUGAGAGUCCACAACUUCCCAAGGGAGUCCGUUCCACGGUCGAAUUGCCCGGAAAUGGAUGCCCCACCCAAAUCUCUUCUGUCAGUGCCCCCAUCACUGUUAGAAUUCCUGCUCCAUGAUUGCAGUCAUGGGGUUGUUGUCUUUCACAUGGCGGUAUGUGUUUUGACUCCACAGAGUGGGAAGUGACGGAGACAGGAUGUUUGUGUUGCUGUGAUCCGUGAAGUGGGACUAUUGUUCUUUUUCUCUUUGCUGUCUGAUGUUAGAGAGAGAGAGGGAGCCGUGUUGCAGUGCUCCGUGUGUGUUUAUAUGUAAAUAAAGUAGAUUAGCCAAAAUGCUGAGUUGCUGAGGUCUGUUACGCAAGCUGGGAAGACUCUGCGGAUCCCUAAGUGUGCCGGUGUCAGUUGGCAUCGGUCGCUGUGAUGUUCGGGCUGAAGAAAGCUUUUGAAGCUCCCGAACGAUCGACCAGGAAGGAGAGAACAUGCCAGUUGGGCAUGUGUCUCUGCCAGGGUCCUACUCGAGUGUAGGCUGAGCUCCUGACAAUCACAUCCCCUUCUCUCAAUGGGUGGCAACCCCUCUCCCCAUCUUAGCACAAACCUCCCCCUCUACACUGUACCCCCCCCCUCGUGAAUGAUGGUGGGACUGCCACAACUGCUGUCCACAGAGCAAAAGAGAAAGGAUUCCUCUUUCUCUUUCUAUCUUACCGGUCUGUUUUGUACAUUUUUUUGGUCUUGAUGCACGGUAUUUACGGGUUCCCUUGUAAGCCGCCUUGUGGGGAGAUUGUACCCUAAAAGGCAGGAUACAUGACCACGUUGAAUAGAUUACUAAAACCCCAGAACGACCUUUCCACCCCCAUUCUCCGCAGCCCUGUAUCCCUCCCUCACAGGCAGUGAGAGGCUGCAUUGCAAAUAGGUCCCUGUCUGGCAAGCAUCUCAACAGGACGAUCGAGCCACACACUGGGAAAUGGACCAUUUCUAAGACAGCAAUAUUUAGGUGCAGCUGUAUACCUGAGGUCUCUAACACGGUGUCUUCACCAGUAGGGCAUCUGCCUUGCAUAAAGGUAGGACUGGGAAUGUCUGUUUGCUGACGCCACUGCUCUCCGUGUUGGCAAUACUGAGUUAAAUAGACUAAAGAAUCUGACUCAAUAUCAGGCAAUUUUCUGUCUUCCCCUUCCAUGACCUCCUCCAAGGACUCCUACUCUUCCUAGUUUAAAAAAAAAGAAAAUGAAGGGUGUUGUUGUUUUUUUCCUUGGGAGAGGACUCACUCCCUGAUUUUUUAUUUUUUUGGUGGGGGAGAAUCCUGAUUUUUCAUCCGUUUGUUUGGGGAGCUGUAGGUGAUUCCCCCCCCCCAGUUUUUUUUUAUUAGUUUUCCAAAUUUAUGACACAUAAAUCCACAAACAUGAAAAGAAAACAUUAAAAAACAAACAAACAUUUAUCCUAACUGUAAUAAUUCCACUUUUGUUAAUGUUGUUGGGUGACUUCCUCGGGUGCCCCUGACUGAGUUUCCAUCUAAAUCAUUGUAACAGUUUUCCAAAACUAUUUUUACGUAGAAUUUGCUUGGUUGAUUAACAUCUUUCUUUCUUUUCAUUUUAACAACAUAGUAUUCUAAAACAUCACAUAUUUAAAUACUAGGUCUAUCUGAUACUUGCAAGUAGGUAAAGGUAAAGGAACCCCUGACCAUUAGGUCCAGUCGUGACCGACUCUGGGGUUGCGGCGCUCAUCUCGCUUUAUUGGCCGAGGGAGCCGGCGUACAGCUUCCGUGGCCAGCAUGACUAAGCUGCUUCUGGCGAACCAGAGCAGUGCACAGAUAUGCCGUUUACCUUCCCGCCGGAGUGGUACCUAUUUAUCUACUUGCACUUUGACGUGCUUUUGAACUGCUAGGUUGGCAGGAGCUGGGACCAAACAAUGGGAGCUCAUCCCAUCGCGGGGAUUCGAACCGCCAACCUUCUGAUCGGCAAGUCCUAGGAUCUGUGGUUUAACCCACAGUGCCACCCACGUCCCUGAUACUCGCAAGUAAUUCUAUUUAAAUUAUCUUAACAUAUUUAGCUAAAUAGUCUUUGAAUUUCUUGGAUGGGAGCUGUAGGUGUUUUGCCCAUUUUUGGAGUAGGGCCUGAACACGGCCCCUUUCUCUUCUGUGAAGCGCGCAUUUCCUGCUGCCCACAGCAUUUUCUUAAUCCCUGCUACUACACCCUCUUGUUGCAGGCGGUGUUUUGAUAUCCUAGGACCAAGGAGGAGACAAUGAAAUAUAGAUUUAUCUAAGGUGAAGAACCCCAUUUCCAUGACGAACAGAGCCCGUGACAAAAUAAAAACCCGGAGGAGAAAAGUGAAAACUGGUACCGGAGAGGGUGGGGAGACGGCUAGCGCAUUGCAGCCUUGAGCAUUUCCCGUAAUUGGAUUCUUAAGUAGCCGAGCCGCAGACGCCUGGGAUGGUUUUACCCAGCGAUGCCACAGACACUUUGCUCUGAGGUGGAAGAAGAUGCCAAGUGACAGCCCAGCCUGAGCAGCGAGGUGGUACCAGUUGCAUAAUAGUGAAAUGCCAGGGAGGGGAAGCGUUCAGAAAAGGACAGAGGGCUGCCGUGUGGGAUUGUGGAAAGGGAACGGUGGCUCUGAAAUGGCUGGCUCAGGGUUUGGCGGCAGGAGGGCAGGUCAGCGCCCCCAGUGGUCGGCAGCUGGCCGCUUGAGGGCCAAAUACGCCUAUGGCCUGAAUCUUCUUAAAGCAAUUAAAUACAAGUACAGUCAUACCUCUUGUUACGUUCGGUUCAGGUUGCGUCCUGCGGUGACCCGGAAGUAACAGAACGGGUUACUUCUGGGUUUCGCCGCUCGCGCAUGCACAGACGCUCAAAAUGACGUCACACGCAUGCGCCGAAGCGGUGAAUCGCGACCCGCAGAUGCACAGACGCGGGUUGCAUUCUGCUCAUGAUGCAAACGGGGCUCUGGAACGGAUCCCGUUCACAACCAGAGGUACCGCUGUACAGUGGAACCUCGGUUGUCGAACGUAAUUUGUUCUGGGAGACCGUUCGACUUCCGAAAAGUUUGACAACCAAGGCGUGAUGGACGGUCGGCAAAUUCCAUUGAGAAAAUGGAGAAACACAUCUCGGAAGCCGUUCAACUUCUGAGGCGCAUUCGAAAACUGAAGCAUUCACUUCCGGGUUCUUGGCAUUCAGGUUCCGAAUCGUUCAGCUUCUGAGACGCUCGAAAACCGAAGUUCCACUGUAGUAGUUGAAGAGUGGUAGAGGAACUUCCGUAUUUUUGUGUCACCAACCAUAAUAAUAGUUCAUUCUUGUUUUUAUCUUGUAUUUUGUGGGUUUUUUCUUGUGUUUUUAAGUUGCGAACUACAACUUCAAUAAAUAAAUUCAGUAAAUAAAUAGUACCAGGCAAGGCCAGCCAAAGCCACAACAUUGACAAAGGGACUCCAUUGGCUUUAUUGCCGCCAUCUUGGGCCAGUGUUGCUGAGGGAACAGGACUUCAAGACGAUGCCCUGACUGGCAGGCUGUGGUCCAGGGCCAUUUUUGCGGGAUACAAGCAAGGUGCUUGAAACCAGAAAGAGCACACAGCUCUCCUCAAAACAGAGGGGGUUUAUUCCUGUACUGAGACAGAAUUCUCUUGGGGCAAGAAAUGAGCCUAUGUGUACAAAGCAAAAACAAAAGACUGUAACUCCUGGUGACAAACCCAAGAGAACCAAAGUAAUCUGGGGGAAGCAGCAACAUGGUACGAGCAAAGUUCUGCUCCAACUUACCUGCCAAAGCCAUUGGACACAGGAUCCGAGUGACGCUGCAUCCACCUAGAGUCGAAAUUUAGAGUGAAAAUGAAAUUACAACUGCAUUGGCAAGCUUCCUCUUACACAUUCUACCUGUGUAAACCACUGAGCCUCUUGGGCUUGCCGAUCGGAAGGUCGGCAGUUUGAAUUCCUGCAAUGGGUGAGCUCCCGAUGCUCGGUCCCUGCUCCUGCCAACCUAGCAGUCUGAAAGCACACCAGUGCGAGUAGAUAAAUAGGUACCACUGUGGCAGGAAGGUAAACGGUGUUUUUGUGCUCUCUGGCUUCCGUCAUGGUGUCCCAUUGCUCCAAAAGUGGUUUAGUCAUGCUGGCGGCCACAUGACCCAGAAAGCUGUCUGAGGACAAACGCUGGCUCCCUCGGCCUGAAAGCGAGAUGAGCGCCGCACCCCGUAGUCACCUUAACCAUCCAGACUUUAACUUUACAUAGUCUACCCUCACAGAUACAGGAUUGUAGGUCUGGGGAGGGGCACAGGGUUUCAUCCAGACUGACCAGCCCCCAAACUCAUAAUAUUAUCCCUGCUUCAGUUUUCCUGGCCGCUGCCAGGAACCAUCAUUUGUGCGGCUGCUUAGAAGAUCUUGUUUGGGAUGCUGAGGGUCCCAGGCACCACUGACUUGUGACAGCCUUCAGGAGACUCGCUAAUGCUUCUCAUCUCUUUCCCCUCUUCCUCAACCCCACCAGGUCCGGACCUAUGAUCACUAUGGCAUCUACCACACCAGCCCGACGCUCGGGAGCCUGACCAAGCCGGUGGUGCUUUGGACGCAGCAGGAUGUGUGCAAGUGGCUCAAAAAGCACUGCCCGCACAAUUAUCUCAUCUACGUGGAGGCCUUUUCCCAUCACGCCAUCACAGGUAAUCGAGCCUCUCUGGGUUUCCCCAAAAGAGGAGGCUCCCUGGAAGAAAGGGGUGCUCUGUAACGCACGGCAGUUGGGCUUCGUUGUCAGGAUAACAACAGCAGAAAAAGUGCUGAGGCACAAGAUUGUAACAACCAUUCAUUGACAAGGAGGGGAAGUUUGGAAUAAAGCAGGCUUCCUCAACCUUGGCCCUCCAGAUGUUUUUGGCCUACAACUCCCAUGAUACCUAGCUAGCAGGACCAGUGGUCAGGGAUGAUGGGAAUUGUAGUCUCAAAACAUCUGGAGGGCCGAGGUUGAGGAAGCCUGGAAUAAAGCAAGACGAAAUAUCACGGCAAAGUUGCAAAUAAUAAUAAUAAUAUUAUAAUAAUAAUUUAUUAUUUGUAUCCCGCCCAUCUGGCUGGGCUUCCCCAGCCACUCUGGGCGGCUUCCCACAAAGAUCAAAAAUACAUUAAAAUGUCAUACAUUAAAAACUUCCCUGAACAGGGCUGCCUUCAGAUGUCUUCUAAAUGUCAGGUAGCUGUUUUAUCUCUUUGACAUCUGAUGGGAGGGCAUUCCACAGGGCGGGCGCCACCACCGAGAAGGCCCUCUGCCUGGUUCCCUGUAGCUUUGCUUCUCGCAGUGAGGGAACCGCCAGAAGGCCCUCAGAGCUGGACCUCAGUGUCCGGGCAGAACGCUGGGGGUGGAGAUGCUCCUUCAGGUCUACUGGGCUGAGGCUGUUUAGGGCUUUAAAGGUCAACACCAACACUUUGAAUUGUGCUCGGAAACGUACUGGGAGCCAAUGUAGGUCUUUCAACCUGCAAAAUGCAGAUUUUAGCAAGGCUCGCGAGGAACUACACACACAGUGGUUUUCAACCAGUGUGCCAUGGCACUUUGGAGUGCCUUGAGUGGUGGCCGGGGUGCCGCGGGUAACACUAGCCUCUGUCCCUCUUUCCUUCCCUCCCUCCUGGCGAGCCAGUGUGGUGUAAUGGUUAGAGCGGUGGACUCAUAAUCUGGUGAACCGGGUUCGCUUCCCCGCUCCUCCACAUGCAGCUGCUGGGUGACCUUGGGCCAGUCACACUUCUUUGAAGUCUCUCAGCCCCACUCACCUCACAGAGUGUUUGUUGUGGGGGAGGAAGGGAAAGGAGAAUGUUAGCCGCUUUGAGAUUCUUUCAGGUAGUGAUAAAGCGGGAUAUCAAAUCCAAACUCUUCUUCUUCCUCUCCUCUGAUGCCCUCUCGCAACUCUGCCUCCCAAAGGCUUGCACAGCUGUUUGCUGCAGCAGCCCUGGCUACAAGCUCCCCAGGCGAAUCGUACCUCUGGGGCUGGCCAGGGGGUGCUUCCCAGGCCCCUGUGGGGCACUGUGAGGAGGCACCUCUUUGGGGCAGGCAGGGCAGGUCAGAGACUAGGGGCGGCAGCUGCCGGGAGGACUCCCAAGGAGUGGGGAGAAGAGAGGAGGCUAAGGGAACACUCAACAAAAGAGGAUGUUCAAAAAAGAGUUAGGGGCUGCAGGCUCUGCAGGCAAGGGGUGACAUAACUGGACCCCUGAGUCCCACAGGGUUGUUGCAGAAAGUACGUAGUUGGUCAAGGGAGCUGUGGACCCAAAAAGGUUGAAAACCUAGCAGAAAAUAAGAAGUAUUGAGGGGUGCUUUAAGCAACUGGGAACAGGUAUGCUUCUAGAUAAUACAAUACGAUAAUCUUUAUUGUCAUUGUCCCAUACAGAAUAAUGAAAUUGAAAAAUCUACAGAAGACAUUCAAAAACCAACAAGCCUGCUAUCCCAGCUAUCCCAACCUGGUUAGCCCCCUAAAAACUCUGAUAUCCCAUUUUUAAAUACAAUAUACUCCCAUGCAGACUCCUUACAAGAGCCAGUGUGGCGUAGUGGUUAAGAGUGGUGGACUUGUAAUCUGGUGAACCGGGUUCAAUUCCCCGCUCCUCCACAUGCAGCUGCUGGGUGACCUUGGGCCAGUCACACUUCUUUGAAGUCUCUCAGCCCCACUCACCUCACAGAGUGUUUGUUGUGGGGGAGGAAGGGAAAGGAGAUUGUUAGCUGCUUUGAGACUCCUUUGGGUAGUGAUAAAGCGGGAUAUCAAGUCCAAACUCUUCUUCUCUUCUUCUUCUUACAAUGAGUUUAAAACCAAAAGUGCAUUUGGGUAGAAACUGUUUCUCAGGCAGCUAGUCCUAGUCUUUAUACCUUCUUCCAGAAGGCAGAAGCUGAAAGAGAUCACUUCCGGGGUGCGCACUGUCCUGCGCUAUCUCUGCAGCUUUCUUAUGGCACCUGGAAGCAUAGAUUUGAUCCAAGGUGGGAAGAGUGCACCCAGUUAUUCUCUCCGCAGUCUUUACAACCCUGGACAGCAUUGUUUUUUCCCUGGCCGUGCAGCUCCCAAACCACACACACAGACCAUAAGUUAAUACACUCUCCACAGUACAAUGGUAAAAUGCCAUCAACAGGUCCUUUGAGAGAUUGUUUUUCUGGAGGAUUCUCAGAAAAUAUAAUAUAAUGCUGUGGCGCUAAGUUUUUAGGAGAGUGGCCAUAUUACAAUCUGGCAUGCUUCGGCAAACAGUGGAUGGAUGAGUCGGGGAGUAGCCGAUGGGAAGCUCAGGACGGGGUGUGUGUGUGCAUAUUUUCUCUGGCUUUGGCGCUGUCUAAAGGUUGCUGGAUUCUUUGUUCAGAACUUAGCACCUUCACACCCUUGCCUAGAGGAUCGUUCCUUUUGUCACGUAUGUACAGGUGAGCAACAGAGCCCGUGCAGCCAUUGGGCAGAGGGAGGCAACCGCUGUUGGCGGCAGAAGCUGAGGGGUGGCAGCAGCACUGCUUCACUGACUUUUCCCUUCUGUUGGUGGGCAGAAGCAGGAGUGCCCUGCUACUGUCCUGUUGCCAGCAUGGAAGUUUGAGUCAGCUCUUGGCCCAGUCACCUUCUGAACGUGGAAGUAGAGUAGGGGAGCCAUCUUGUUGUCCUUUGCCUCAGGCGGCAAAAGGUUUUGGGCCGGUUCUGCCAGGCAGCAUUAAUUGCUCCUUGUGUAGGUACUUGCGGCAGCCUUUCAGCGUGACAUCCUUUCUGGGUUUUCCAGGCUGACAGAAAAUAGUAGAUCCAGGGCGGCUUGAUCUGGAGAACAAAAGGAUCUUUGCAGGAGAACAUGAAGCAGACAAGCAUGCGAAGUUGCUGGAUUAAUAUUUUACAAGCAAGAGAGAAAGUAGCCCGAGCCAAUAAUUACUGCGCAGACACUGUCUGGGGUGUGUGUUUGUUUGGAACCAAAGAAAGGCAGACAGAUCAAACUGCCUGUGUUUCCUCCCUGCCCCAACCUUUGCUUAGAAGAGGGUAACCUAUCUGUGUCCUGAUUUGGGAGGCAGAGAGGAAGAAAGGGAAGAGAAAGGGAGAGAAGUUGUGGUGUUUUCUCCCUGGGAGUCACAAAGGCUGCUCCCUCAGCCUUGCGUGCCUUGGAGGGUUUGGUGAAACACUAAUGGAACGGCUCGCUCAAGCCCUUGUGUUGGAAAUAAAGGAAGCAUUAGCAAUUGUACCCGCAGGAGAGGUGGGCCGAGCGAGUUAUAACAUCCCUCCACUCACAAAGCCUGGAUGGCAGGAGAGGGGGCUGAUGGGAAAAUCUUGCGUUCUAGUGAAGAUGCACCAAUCUGUUCCAACAUUCCUCCAGUGCUCACAGAGGAGCCUUUGAAAUAAAAUGUGUUUUGAUGCAGGAGGUAGAUUGGAGAAACAGAGAAAUACCCUGUUGCAGGAAAGAAAUACCUUCCAAGCUGCAUGAUUUGUAGGGUUGGCGCAGCACAGCAUCAUUUUAUGGCAGAUUUCAUUUUAUUCAUUGCACUUGUUUCGCACCUUUCCUCCGAGUCGCUCAAGACGAUCCUCCGCCUCCCCGUUUUAUCUCCACAACAGCCCUGCGAGGCGGGUUAGAGUGACAGCGGCUGGCCCAACGUCACCUGGUGCACUUUGCGGCUUAGCGGGGAUUUGAACCCAGGUCCUGGUCGAGCACGUGAACCACUACACCCCCCUGGUCACACUUUGAGGGUUUGGGGUUUUGUUCCUUGUUGUUAAAUAGCAAUCAGUGAGUUGGUGGGGGGAGGAAUCGGGAUCAGGACUGUGGGGCAUAGGGAGGGAGGAGUUGAGUCCUUUGCCCCCCACCCCACUGUAGCCCAAAAUGAAUGCUGACUCCUUGAAGCCUCUGGUCACAGCAACUCUGGAGGGCAAGGAUUUCUGAAACGGCCACAGGGUGGGGAGGAAAGGGUUAAAACCCCUCAUGUACACAUAGGCACACAGAUGUAUCUGACAAGCUGACAUCUGAAACGCCCAGAUACAUGAAUUGCCUAUCAUCCAGUUUGACCUGUUUUAUGCUGUAGAAAAACCACCACAAAAUUCUGGGUUGAGUCUGGGAACAAUGUUGUUGUUGUUGUUUAGUCAUUUAGUCGUGUCCGACUCUUCAUGACCCCAUGGACCAGAGCACGCCAGGCACUCCUGUCUUCCACUGCCUCCCACAACUUGGUCAAACUCAUGCUGGUAGCUUCGAGAACACUGUCCAAACAUCUUGUCCUCUGUUGUCCCCUUCUCCUUGUGCCCUCCAUCUUUCCCAACAUCAGGGUCUUUUCCAGGGAGUCUUCUCUUCUCAUGAGGUGGCCAAAGUCUUUGAGCCUCAGCUUCAGGAUCUGUCCUUCCAGUGAGCACUCAGGGCUGAUUUCGUUAAGAAUGGAUAGGUUUCAUCUUCUUGCAGGCCAUGGGAUUCUCAAGAGUCUCUUCCAGCACCAUAAUUCAAAAGCAUCAAUUCUCCGGCGAUCAGCCUUCUUUAUGGUCCAGCUCUCACUUCCAUACAUCACUACUGGGAAAACCAUAGUUUUAACUAUACGGACCUUUGUCGGCAAGGUGAUGUCUCUGCUCUGGGAACAAUAGGGCAUGUCAUUUGAAGGGGCGAAGCUUACAUUUUGCAAAUUUCUUUAGUGAGGGGUCUUAAAAAUACAUUUUGGGGGGUGAAGAAUUCAAAUCUGCCAUCAUUUUAGUGACUGGACAUUUAGCUUGGUGAGAUGGAGAAGCGCAGAAACUGCCUUUGGAAAACCAAAAGCGUUUCAAUUUUACCUUAUGAAAACGGCAGGUAAUGCUUUAUAAAAUACAGAAUAUGGCUGCAGGUACUUGGCAGUGAUUUUUAAUGAUUUCCGUGCCACGUUGCACACAUUUUACUUACCGAGCAAAGCUAAACAAUAUUGAUUUAACCAAAAUACCUAUUGAGUUCCCAGGUCAUGUUACAACAUUUUACCGCCCUCCAUUUUUGGAAGUUGAAAGAUUUCAAUGCACCGUAUGUGGAACGGUCUGUCUAUGCCUGGGCUGUCCCCACUUCAGGCUGCAAGGGGGAGCCUGGCUGGAUUGCUCCCUGCUCCAAAAAAUAAAACCCCUCUGCACAGAAGCCUGGUGUCAGGAGGAACACCCCCUCCCCCCCCAAGAGCUCUUAUCUGGCCCUUUCUCCCUCCUCCUCCUCACGGUUCUGCUUUCUUCCCGGCAGGUCGGGCGUUGCUGCGGCUGAAUGCGGAGAAGUUGCAGCGCAUGGGGAUAAUCCACGAGUCUCAGCGGCAGGAAGUCCUCCAACAGGUGCUGCAACUGCAGGUGCGCGAGGAAGUCCGCAACCUACAGCUCCUCAGUCAAGGUACUUUGGCUGGGGGGCGGGAUGUCCCCAAAUCAUUCCCGAUUCCCUGCAUUUGAGUGGCCUGCUGCGUUGGUCAGCCUAAAGACAAGUAACCUUUGAGGGUUACUUCUUGUUCCUCCCGGCUACGUCUCUCUGUCUUGCCAUGGAUUCUACUUCUCCACCUGCAAAGCUGGGACUUAUGGGGUGAAGCUCUGAGAUUCGGGGCACUUUCAGACUGUUGCUGGUUUUGGGUGGGAUUCGGUUCCGCACUAGCAAAUCCACGUUGCAUUGUUAAAGCUGAGCCGGGCCUCUUUCACAACAAGCCUCUUUGCCCCCCCAAACUGGACUUUUUUCAAUAAGGGAACCUGCCAGCAAAUUGCACUGGGGAAAUGUAGGGUAAUGAACAACUGCCAGGCACAACAUCGUUUAACCUCCCUGCCAACAAAUUAGGAUGAAUGCUGACUUCAUCCGACCUCCCGGCCAGCUUCUGUGCCAACAGAUCAGGGUGAAUCUUGCCUGGAAGUGACAUUUGCAUCUCAGCCAUCCUUUUAAAGAGCGUUUAAACAGGAUGUUGUGGGUGCUUCAACGCACAGCAGUUUGUUGUGGACUUGGGUGCUGCUUAUUCCUGCAGUCUUAUUGCAAGAUCCACAUGUCGUAGUAUUAUAUAUUUUAAAAAAACCCUUUCCCAUAGUUCCCCCUCCCUGCACCUUCCCAUUUGCCAUUUCCAAAGGUGCUGUAGCGUCUUUUGACUUUUACUUAUUGGAUUUUCUGCGGAAAUAGAAAAUCCGUUUUAAGUUGGAAGCUACCGUAUUUUUCGCUCCACAAGACACACUUUUUUCCUCCUAAAAAGUAAGGGGAAAUGUCUGUGCGUCUUAUGGAGCAAAUGUGUGGUUGAUCGCUGGCUCCCUUUCCAGCCCCGGACCCUUGCCCAGGCCUCCAUUGUUGAAUGUUCUGCAGACGGAGGCUGUUUGUUUCCCCAGCGACAUGUGACUGGCUGGCUGAUUAGAUUAUCUGUCAGGAAACUGUAGAAAUGGCUCCCUUUCCUUUCCUAAAGAAGCUGCAGAACUGUGAGUUGAACCCCAUAAAAACAGGAUUUUUUUACCUUUGCAAAGUAAGCUCAACAACUUUGAGCUGAUCCUUAAAAAACCGGGGCUUUUCCCCUUUGCAAAAGAAGCUGCACAACUGUGAGCUGAUCCUCAAAAAACUGGGGCUUUCCCCCUUUCCUCCUCUAAAAAACAGGUACGUCUUAUGGUCAGGUGCGUCUUAUGGAGUGAAAAAUACGGUAAUAGGGGGUGGGAAUUUGAUGAGGAUGACAUCAGAUAAGAGUCUGAACAAAUUUUGCAUGCACCGACCCCUCCAUAAACUGCAACCCACCUGAGAGGGAGGGACCUACAAGGAAGGGUGAUUCUGCCCAGGGGAAAAAGUCGCCAGCCAGCCAUCUUCCUCUCUUUCACCCCCCAUCUCUUCCCUCGAUUCUCAUUCCAUCCUUUGAGUCUGCUCCCCACCUUUGCCCUUCCUUCCCCAUCUCACUGCCUCCUGCUAGUCGCCCUCUGUGCUUCCUCCCUUCCUACUUCUUCUCUUCCCCCAUUUCGCCAAUCUCCUCCAUUCCUUUUCUCUUCCUCUUUCCUCCGCGGUUCAGCAUCCCCACACCCUCACUCCUUCCCUCCACAUGUUGUCUCCUUAUGCUUGUCCUUGGCCAGCAUCCUCCCCUCUGCAUGUCCUGGCCUUGCUUCAGAGGAGGGGAGCGGGCCAGCCUGGCCUUGUUCCUGCAUCAUGGAUGGGGCAUCUUUCCCCUGCAGCCGGGCUUCCCCCCUCCUCCAUUGCAGUCACCCAGUUGUCUGGCUCCCAAAGCAAGACUGGACCAGGAGCCUCCAAGAUCUGUCUGCUGGAAACCUUCUGAGAACCUUCCAAGUGUCUUCACCCUCUCCCCCUUGACCUCAUUUCCAACUUCCAGGUGGGCCCAGCAGUGCCUUCCCCCAGUCUUGCUUGAGGCAUCCCCUUCCCCAAUUCACCCGUCGCCACAAUUUCCCCCUGUGUCCUCCGCCUCCAAUCUCCCUUGACAGCUUUGGUACUUACUCCCUUUUUUCUGUUUCUUUCCUUCGCUCCCAACCCUCCUUUUUCCAGCCUCUUUUGGGAACAUCUCCUAACCUCUCCGGCUUGUCCCGGCACGACACUGUGAAGUUGCAUCGCUUCUGGGAUGCGGAUGGCUUGUGUGGACUGCAGGUCUGGACACCUCGAUUGCAUGCUUGGGAAAUUAGGAAGGGACCCGAUCCCAGACUGGCUCCAGGGGGGGCGGUAUUUGGUGCGCUCGCUCUCCCCACCCACCCCGACACACACCCCUCACUCUUCUCUUUGAUUCCUCAUUGGUUCCAUGCAGAGACCAGCUGCUGUCUGGCUCAGAACUCAUGCCACGCCAAACCACCGCCACUAGGACUUGUCAAACUCAGCCUCGUGGGAUCCGAUCACAGCGCGAAAUUGUUUCCUUGACGAAACCAGCGAGGACAGACUUUCUCCCCAGAAGGACACGGAAGACUUCUGAAUCCGAGGAUUUUGCAAAUGCUUCACUCGCUUCAUUGUACAGGCGUCUUGGAUCUCGUUCAGAGGCUCUCCGUAGCAAUCAGGGUGUGUGGGCUGGAGUGGUUCAGAGGCCAUCUUCCAAAUUCAGGAUUCCCAGGUUGAACCCUUGCCUUUGCCACAAGCUCACCAGCCUCUGACCCCCACCACCACCACCCCCCACAAUACGAGGAUAAAAAUUCUGCUCUACCAUACAGGGCUGCUGGGAGGAUAACAACCAGCUGCCCAUCGUUUUGAACACUCCUUAACAUGCUACGUAAGCACUGUUUAUUAUUACUACUGCUACAUGAGAGUAAAAACAAUGGGGGGGGCUCUGUGUAUGGGUGUGUUAAUGCAGAACUUUGGUCAGAUUUUUAACCUGAAUGCACAAAUGCCCAAACUUGACUUUUGAAAAAUAAUACGCUCUUAGGGCAAUUCCUGCUGCUAAUUGCAGUGGAUUCUUCGUCCAACAUUCAGACUGUCUCCUCCUUGCUGAGGCUGUGAUAUAUUUGGGGAGGGAGGUUGUGUUGAGAAGCCAAGGCUGGAUUGAGAGUGAUGGCAGCCAAUGACUCUACAUACUGCCAGACACUGGCCACAGAAGCAGCCUGUCUCUGUCACUGGUCAUCUUGGAAAUUUUGGAGGGACUGUAGCUCAGUGGUAAGGCACCUCUUUAGCAUGCAAAUGGUCUCAAGUUCAGUUCCUGGGGUCUUCGGUUCCAAAGAUUUGGGAGCAGUUGUUGGGAGGGACCUUCUGGCCGAGACCCCGGACAGAAACACUGCCCAAUACUCAACUUUGCGGACAAAUUCUUGGACCUGAUAAAAGGCCGCUUCCUAACAACAACCCACAUUUCUGGAACAGGAAUUUAAAUUAAGAGUCGCCCAGUGAAGCUUUAUGUAUUUUAACAAGGUUUUCUGUAAAAACAACAAAGGAAAGCCAAACAAAACAACAUCAACGAGAGUGAGCGAACACACAGAAUCCCUGAAAGGUAGUAAAUGUUAUUAUCAUUAUCAAUAUUAAUUUAUUAAAUUUGUACAUCGCCCUUCAUCCAAAAGAUUGCAGAGCGGUUCACAGCAUAAAAAUAUAAAAUGAGAACACAAAAUGCAUAAUGAAGCAAAAACAAAAAUAAACCAAUAACCCCCAAACACAGUUAAAAGGCUAGAGAAUGUUAAUGUCAGAGACUCCCUGGGGAGAGCGUUCCACAAACAGGGAGCCACCACACAAAAGUCCCUGUUUUCGUGUUGCCACGCUCCAGACCUCUUGUGGAGGAGACACACGAAGAAGGGCCUCCGAUGAUGAUUGCAGGGUCUGGGUCGGUUCAAAUGGGGAGAGGGGGUCCUUGAGGUAUUGCGGUCCUGAGCUGUUUAAUAAUGACUUGUGAAAGAGGCUUUUGACAUUCCCUCUUCCCCACCCCCCAACCCACCCACAUCUAAUAAUGAUGCUUGGGAUGUGCUGAGUGGCGGUUCGCAAGCAGUGUCACAGUCCUCCUUUCAACAGCUGGGGGGAACUGUGGCUCUUAUUUCCUGCAAGCGGGGGGUGGGGCUGGAGAAGGAGGGCAUGUCCUCUGAAAAAGGUCAAAGAGUCGUUGGCCCUUCUCCUUGCAGACUGUUGGAUGGGAAUGACAGGGAUGGAAGUGUCACAGAAAGAGAGAGAGAGAGAGAGAGAGAGAGAGAGAGAGGGUGUCACAACGGGAGAAGAAGAGAAAAGGAGAUGAGGGGGAGAGAGAAAGAAAUAAAGGAAGGAAGG